Molecule: messenger RNA, 50709 nt
Organism: Podarcis lilfordi (Lilford's wall lizard)
Lineage: Eukaryota; Metazoa; Chordata; Lepidosauria; Squamata; Lacertidae
Source: the annotation of a GenBank genome assembly
ACUCACGCAGAGCCCACGCUCGCAUUCAACAGGAGAGGGAAAGGCUGCCGGAGUGAGAAGGGAAGGUCGCCCUCUCUGCCUUUUUGCUCUUCUGCAUCUCUCCCUCCGUCCAUCCGUCCGCCCUUCCUCCUUCCCCCUUCCCUUCCUCGUCUCCGAGCAGCGCCAUGGCCAAGGAAGGAGCCGAGAAAGCCGAGGAGACGGAGCAGAUGAUCGAGAAGGAGGCAGCCGAAGGCGGCGGCGGCAGCAGCAGCCCGAGAGGCGCGGACGCGAAGGAGAUGCGCGCCGUGGUGCUCUCUGCCUUCGGGGGACUGAACAAGCUGCGGGUGUCCAAAAAAGUGAUGCCGGAGCCUCAGGAAGGAGAACUCAAGAUCAGAGUCAAAGCCUGGUCCAGUAUUAUUCUUAUUCUUACUCUUAUAUCAGCAUCGUCAUCAUCCUUCCCACUCACCCACCCACCCCUCCAGAAGCAUAUUCCUAGGAAGACAGGAAACUGCCUUAUACAGAGUCAGACCCCUAAGCUCAGCAGCAACGUCUACACUGACUGGCAGGGGCAGUCCAGGUUCCAGGCAGAGAGUUUUCCCCAGUCCUGCAUGGAGGUGCCAGGCACUGAACCUGGGACCUUCUGCAUGAGAAGAUGUUCUGCCUCUGACCCCCAUCCAGCCCCUCCCCCCCACUCCUUGCCAUCCAUAUUCUGAAGCCCUUCUCUGCAUUUAGUGAUAGCAUCCGUGUUUCACUGGGCGAGCAUUUUUUUAAGUGCCUUGGUAGCCUAUCCUUUCAGCCUGAGGGUGGACAGGAGAGAGAUCUUGCUUGCCCUUGGGAAUGAAUGGAUGGGAUAUGGGGAUGUUCUUUGUGUGCUCACCCCUCCAAGACACUUUUGCAAAGUUACAGGCCAGUCCUAGGCACAUUUUCCCAGCAGUACAGUGGGGGCUUGGUGUCAAGUAUAAGGGGUGCCACCCUGUGCAUAUUUACCCACAAGCAGGUCCUGCUUAAGUGCAGUGUGUCUUACUCCCAAGUAAGAAUGCAUCAGAUUGCCAGUUUUCAUACAGGGCGAACCUUUGAGGAAUUUACUCAGAUCUAAAACUGCUCAGUGGGGCUUUCUUCCAGGAGAAUGUGCAUAGGAUAACCACCUUAAUUUACCAUUAUUAUGGUGCUGGUGAUCACCUUAAUUUUCCAUUAUGGUGGUCCUCAUUCUGUACAGCUGAAUGGGAGCCCUUCUGCUCCUAUUGCUUCAGCCUUUGGAAAUGGAUAUGAGGACGAGGUAAGAGCUGGGAAACAGCAUUUUGGCCUUCUGUGAUUCUUUUCUGUCAGUCUUCCCUCUUCUCCCAUGUUUGUGACUCUGCAGUUUAGUAGUAGACUGGCUGGUUUCCAAGACACUACUCGCCUCAGCAUCCUAUUAGGCUUCUUGUAUGGUGUGAAGUUCUUUUUCUGUCUGUCAGCCAUGCAUUGAUUGCAUAUGGUUACUGUGACCCAGCAUUGCCUUCGCUCUGAAUGAAUCCCCUUUUCCCCCAGCUGAGUCUUUUCUCAUCUCUACAUUUCUCUGCUGCCUGCUAAUCCUAACACAUUUUCUCAUGGGGAAGCAACUCAGUGUUUGCUGUUAUUGCUAGUUUCCUGCAUUGUGUCUAUCUAGCAACUGUGCUGAGGUGGUCCAACGCUUGGGCAAGCUGAUGGUAAAAGAUGGGUAUUUAAACUUCUAGGCCAGUGCUCUUCACCCCAGGGACUGGAAAUAUCAUUGCUCUACAACUCCCAUCAUGCUGAGCCAUCUUAGACAAUGGGCAGGGAUGAUGGGAGUUGUAUUCUAGAAACAUCUGGGGACCCAUAUGUUCUUGCGGUUACUGGCUAAAGGCUAUUGGCAUCUUGCUGAAGCUAAGUGGGUUUAGACCUGGUUAUUGCCUGAAUGACAGGCCUGGGAAACACAUGUUAUGCUAUACUGGGUCCCUUGAUGGAAGAAAGGUGUCGUGCAAAUGUAAUAAAACAAAUGUACAAUGGAAUAAAUAUUAGAAUGAAUUUGAUGUAAGAUUCAAGCUAGCCGGGGGUGGAGGUAGUAGCUCAAUGCCCCUUCUGUUCUUGGGCAAAGUUAGGUACUUGAAGGUGUUGUAAAUAAGUUGAGGCUGCAAUCUAAGGUGUGCUCACUUGAUGAAGUCAACUCCAUCAAAAUCAAUAGGACAUCCAUAAAUUUAUGGUGUGGAUGUGACCUGAAAAUGAUGCAGCCUAGACACAUAUUGGCCACCUCACUAAGAGCUAGGCCUCCAUUUUGAUGUUUCCCCCUCAUGGAAGGGGACUAGACUUCCAUGAUGGCCUUUAUACUAUUGAGUUGUUUUCCUGCUCCCAUUUGUCCCUAAGCUGCCCCCCAACCAAGCUGGCUUUCCCUGGAAGGGGAUGGGAGGCUGGCGUUUCCUUACACAUCAUACAAUUAGGCAUGGGGAUUUGCCUGAUGAUCCUCCCUGUGCCUAUAAAUUUAGGCAUUCCAGGGCAAGCAUUAUACAGUGCAGGUAAAGUGCAGGUGUGUUUAGAUGUAUAUCUGAUUUGGUUUGCAGUUCAUUAAACUGCAAAAAGGCAUUCACCAUAACAGUUUUAUAUGACCUUGUGGUAGAGGAAGCAGGGACUGAACAGCAUGCACUUUGCAUGAAAAUGCACAUUUUCUGAAGCCAGUCCUUACAUGCACACUGCCCUUUUCUCAAGGCUAAGUCAUUAGCAGCUGUCAGAGGUGAGCUAGGAAUUAGAGCCAGCAAGUCAGAAUAGAAGAACACAGAGAAACACACUAUACACAGCAAGACCAUGGCACUUAAUACCCCUUUGUGUCCUGGAGGGACAUAGGAAAUGGCUUUAUACCAAGUUGGUCCAUCUAGCUCAGAAUUGCCUGCAGUGAUUGGCAGUAGCUCCUUAGGGUUCCAAACAAGAGGCCAUUCCCAGCCCUACCUGGAGAUGCCAGGGAUUUACGGUAACCCCUGACCUUCUGCAUGCAAGGCAUCUGGUUCUUUUCCACCCAUAGAUUUUAUUAAAGUUUGAAAAAGGCAUACAAAAGUUAACAUCAAAUACCCAAUAUUUUUUAGAAUAUCAAAGAUAGAAGUAGUUAAUCCAAAUAAACACAAACCUAAAUGAGUAAAAGAGAACUUCCAAUUCUUCAUCUGUUGGCUAUAUGUAGAAAAUUACUCAAAUCACACACUCAAAGGUAACACCAAACUAUUCCACUUUCUAAAAACCGAUAUUUUAUUCAGUUCUCAAACCCAGAUAUCACAAAUUUCAUUUUAGACAUUGGCUCUGGUAGGGGCUGCUCUGUCAUGCAACAAUAAAAGGGGGGAAGAGGGUCAGUUGGCUUUCACUGCACACACAGCGAAAACAAGCAAACCUGGUUAUUUGGAAAGCCAACUCCAUGCCCAUCCGUUUUGUAGCUUGAAGGGAUCCGUGCAGGGUAGGCUUUCCAAGGAAGACUUGCCCAUCAGCUGGUAUCACCAGUAACAUUUGCAGCCAACGGGAAUACAAUAUUGGGAGGGGGCAGGUUAGCCCCGCCCCAUGUAAUCAGUCACAAGACCAUUUGAAUGGCAAUGUCCAUCAACUUUGGGGCCCCCAGCCCCCUCAAAUAUUUUAUCCCUAAGAGUUGGUUCCUAUGAUUUGCAGGUGGUUGGGUGUGGUUGGGGAGGGGAAUAGCCUUGCAGACCCGGAAUGGCUGAGGUUCCUCACCCCUGCUCUAGGCCAUAGUGAAAUUCAAAUUGGUGAGAGAGGUCACAUCUCCAUCUUGACCUUUGAAGGAAAUGUUCACUGUCAGUGUGUGAGUAGCAUGGACUUUCUUCCUUUAGUCCAUGCAAAUAUUUUGGCGGCCAGGGGGAGGAGGUUUCCCUGUCCCUGGCUUGUUUCCUAGUGCAUCUCUAUGAGGAACAGCCACUCUACCCAUGGUGGAAGCAUCAGCCUCUUUUUCAAUAUAACUCCACAUUUUAAAAAGAAAAUCAAUACAGGAUGCUAUUCCUCAAGUUCUUUGCAAGCAAAAUCCAUAGAAGUUAGGACUUCUGGGCAUACAUGCCAGAGAAGGAGAGUUUUGUCAUGCAAACAGCUGUGCUCUGCUCUCGCUACGCAAAUGCCCUGGCAUUUUCUGGGAAGAAAAUGUCAAGGUGAACGCUAAGAUGCUUAUUUUAGAAUCAGGUGAUGUAAUCUGGAGGGUGAGUUGGUUUGUUUUGCCAAGGGUCAGGUGUAGAGCGGGAUCCGGUGAGUGUUGCUUUCUCUCUCAAAAACCCACUCAGUUCUGUUUGGUUUGCAACAUUCAAACAUAUCUGAUCAAGCUAGAUUGUCUUAGGGCAGCAGUUUAAUUGUGUAUCACAAAUUGUUGCUGGCUGCCUUGGUGCUAAGGUGGCCUUGUGACCUACAGAGGAUAGGCUUCUCUGAAGGACUGACAGAGGACAGCUGUCCCUCUGUUUGAAGGGCUAUCCAGUCCAGGUAUGGUUAAAAGAAAAGAACCCUAACAAGGGAAAACUUUCAUCUCCAAGGUAGCCCUCAACAGUUAGACUGUGGACAGAAAACUUUGCAGUCACUUAGGUCACUUGGAAAGGACAGUAGCUCAGUAGUGUAGCAUCUGUCUUGCAGGCAGAAAGUCUCUGGUUUAAUCCCUGACAUCUCCAGUUAGGGCUGGGACAUAGCCCUGUCUCAAAUCCUGGACAUCCACUGCCAGUGAGUGUAGACAACACUGAGCCAGGUGAAGCAAAGGCCUGGCUCAGUAUGAAACAGCUUCCUGUGCUCCUGGCCAUUACAGUGAAAUUUAUUGUAUUUCUGUUAGAGUAAUUAAUUAUGCACAUCUAUGAAUAUCAAUUCUUCCUUUAUUUUCGAGCGAUACAUAAAUGACAAUCCUAAAUUUUCCGAGCUUCAUGUUGAGGAAGAAUGAUGAUUUUUAAAAAAGUAGUGUAAGUCUACUGUAGUUACGGAUGUAUUCUCAGUGGUUCAGCGAUGCUAACUCCCAGAUGCAAUUUACUUAUGACUAAGGCUUGAUAUACACAUGCAGAGAAUGAGGACAUGGAGAGAAUGUCGUGAAGUAGUAGAAUGGACUGUACCCCUGCAGAGGAGGUUGUUGUUUUAAAUCAUCACAUGUAAAAAGGCUCCCUUCCAAAAUGCAUCUGGCAUUGCAGGCUGAAAGGUCAGAGUCGCCCAUCUACCACCUCUGCUAUUUUUCUCCAUGCAGGUUGUUUUACAUAGCAGAAUGCUGCUGGUUGUUUUUUUUAAAAAAAUGAUAUUCCUCCCUCACCCCAUGAUAUCUGAAAAUGUACGGUUCUUUCUUGAAUAUACAGCUAUACAGUGGUACCUUGGUUCUCAAACGUAAUCUGUUCAGAAGUCCGCUUGACUUCCGAAACGUUCGAAAACCAAGGUGCGGCUUCCGAUUGGUGCAGGCGCCCCAGAAACAAUAGCCAACAGCUACAUCAGACAUUCAGCUUCCGAAAAACGUUCGAAAACCAGAACACUUACUUCCUGGUUUUCAGUGUUCGGGAGCCGGAAUGUUCGAGUACCAAGACGUUUGAGAACCAAAGUUCCACUGUACUAUAUACAAAUUACUAUAUCAGUUGUAUAGUAAUUUUCUGUGAUGUGCCUGUUCUUAGCUUGUGGCGUGAUUUGGUGUGAUGUUUGAAGAGAUGAGUUCGUAGUCAUUUCUUGCAGCAGGAAACUGGAUGAGGUUAUUUUUAGCUCUUUUCAGCCUCUGGGAUUCAGGCAUAUUACAUGCAUCACUUUCCUCUCUCCCUUCCCUUUUCUAAACAAGUAGCAAGGAUGCUGACAAGUCCAUUCAAUUGGAACCUAUGUAUGUUUACUUGGAAGUAAGUUCUUACUCAGUGGGGCUAACUCACAAAUAAGUGUGCUUAUAACUGCAAUGCCUACCUUUUGGCGUAUAGGAUGUGCCCAAGAUGUUAUAAGAAAUAACACAAAAGCAAAGUGGUUUCUGGACAGUUAUACACAUCAAAGUCAGUAUCAUUAGUAGUAGUAGCAGCAGCAGUAGUCGUUGUAUAUAUUUAUUUAUACCUCUCCUUUUUUCCUAACAGGGACUCAAAGCAGCUUACAGAUAAAAUAGGAAUAGCUAAAACAUUGGGGGGGGGCGUCUUUAAAAACAAACAUUUACAGAAUUAAAACUAUAUAUAAAUAUAAGAGAUAUAUUAAAAAAACACCAUACGAAUAAUUACAAUAAAAACAGCAUAGCCUCAGGCCUUUCAUUAAAAGCAGUUGGAAUAAGAAGGUGUUCUUCACCUGCUGGUGGAAGGAUAGCAAGAAGGGAGCCCGUCUAACUUCUCUAGGGAGGGAUUUUUAAAGUCUGGGAGCAGCCUACAUCAGUACACCAGAACCAAAACUUUCAGCCUUACCAGUUGCCAUUGUUCAUAAAUCACAAAGCACUUAGUUGAUUAAUCUUCCACUUAUACAAAUAUGGAGUUUCUAGUCUUAAUAAGAUUUGGUGCUAUCAAUGUGAGUCACAGUGGGCAGAGGGAUAUCAUCUGGUUUUAGGGCUUCAUUGUGACUUUUAUUAUAGCUUGUAUGUUGCCCUGAACAUAUAAAAAGGCAGGAUAUAUCUGAUAGAUGCAGAAUUGGAGGCUGGGUCAGAGAGCCAAUCAGUGCUCAACUUGCGAUCAGGAGCAAUAAUUAAAUUAGGCACUCAUUUCCAUUGAUGUUUCCAAUGACCUAGAUCUCCUCAUGAAUGUUGUCUUGUAUUCACGCAGCUUUUCAUUCAGUUUUUUUCUGGGUCAGGCCCUUUCUGUCUUUAAUGUCUGUGUUAGCUUCCACUCAGACAUCCCUGGCUCAAUGUUCCCAGAACACUGCUUUGCAUAUGAACAAUCGGUGCAAGAACUCUUUAUCCCCACAUGAAGGAUGUGAUAUUAUAGGAGUUAGCAUGGUGUAUUGCAGCUCUCCCCAACCUCAUGAUCUCCAUAUGUUUUGUACUAUCAUUUCCAUCAGGGUGUAAUUCCCACUCUGCCAAUGUGCAGGGAUUUAUGGCAGUUGUAGUCCAGGAUACCUGGGGGGCUUCAGUUUCUCUACUCCUGGCUUAGAGGUGUACAGGAAACCAGAAGACUUGCACAGGUGCUCGUAAGGGAUAUCAAAAUUGGUGUUUACCUCCACACAGAAAUUUGAAAUGUGGUGCGGAAGCAAUACAGGGAGAAGUAUCGAAGUCUGAAAACAGGGCUUUUUAUCCUUCACAAGCCCUGUUCACACAGCAAUUCCAUGUUCAAUGAAUGUGUGAACUGUGAUUAUGUCCACUUGUAUGCAUGUAGUCCCUGUUCAUGGGUACAGCUAAGGUUGAAGAUAUGGGCAGUGGAUGCAAGUCCAUUCCCCCCGCCUCCACUUCACUCAGUGAAUGUAGAAUGGUUGUGAGUAUAGAACUGCAGCCAAAACCUGGAUUGUGAAGGUUGUCUGAUGACAGCUUGCCAUGGCACAAAACAGACAGGACCAGUGUCAACUGCAACAAAAUGCUGCAAUGUCUCCUCAACAUUCCUAACAGAUAUGCCCCUAUUCCUGAUUCCAGCUGGCUAAUCCGUCAAAGUAACACAUUCCCACCUUCUUCUAUUUUUCCUUUUCCAAACAACUCGGCAUUCUGUGGCUCAUUCCUCAUUGGACUAGUUUGGGGUAGAGAUUGCUCCUUAGGGAUUUUGGAGGUCUGCAAAAUUUAGGGUUAUCCUAAGCAGCUGAUACACAUGCUCACACCCCUGUUUCUCAGUGGCCUAGUUUUGGCACUCACCACCUGAGUUUGCUACUAGAGGGAGUGCCGUAAGGCAGUGAGAGUUCUGUGUCUCCCUUAUACACUUGAAUCCGCCUUGGAUUGGGAGGGGCCCCAAUUUCUAGUAGUAACCAAAACAAUCUAGUUCCACUAACGUGUUGUUAUCACAUUCUUUGUUUGGAGCUGUUCUCUGAGAUUACAUCCAAGUCUGUUACGAGACUUCAAAGGCAAUGUAAUGGUUAGUUUCUCUGGCAUCUCUACAGAGAGGCAACGUGUAAACAUGUUUCUAUCUUUAAACAGCAUUAAUUAUUUUCUGAUAUUGAGAGGGGACACAAAGAGAAGGAAAUGGCCUGUCUCAAGGGUUUUUCUUACAGUGUUGGGAAUACAGUGAAAUUUUCUUGUAGCAGAGUCUGCCUACAGCAGAACCAGUCAAGGAAAAAGGUUUAUAUAGUUAAUCCCAUUUUGCUUUGUUUAGGCUGCAUCCUAGCUACACUUACUUAGCAGUAAGUCUCAUUGAAGUCAAUGGGGCUUGCUUCUGAAUAGACAUGUAUAGGAUUGCACUGUUAGUCAUGUUUACCAGAGAUGCAGUGAGGAUCUUUUCAAGUUGAGAAAAACUCUUCCAAUACAUGGAUAGUUUUGCUUCAGUCUUCAGCACCAGCACUGGGCUUGUACACCUUUAAUAGUUGUGUGCAAGAGGGAGUUUCAAAAGGUGUAGCUUAAAACUAUUUAUCAAAGCUGCAAUAACUUCUCUUUUUCACCCGGCCACCCUAGGAAAGGGAAACUCAAUGGGUAUGAACCUAUCAUAGGUAUCUUUGUUGGUCCAUGGUGGGAUCCACAGAAAAACAAAACCUUUAUUAGGGCCAAUUCAAAUAUUGCAAAGUAUUUAGCAAACCUUUGAGUUCUUCAGAACUCAGGUAGGAUGUUAUGCAACAUCCCUGGGGGAUGUUGCAUAAAGGCCCACCAGGGGUCCUAAUUAGGCCUGUGAGACCAUUUCUCCCAAGUCAUAUCCACCCCUAGCUGAUUUUCAAGAGAAAUCCAACAUGCAUCAAGAUUUGAGCUUUUCAUUUAAUCCUGAUGGGCAUGUCUUUUGCUGUGGAUGCUCAGUUCAGUUUUCAUUUCCAUCCUGUGUCUACCUCAGUGUUUGGAUAAGAGAUGGCUUUCUGUAGGUCAGUGUGGUUGCUGGAAUUACAUAAUAUGGCCUUUCCCCUUCUAAAAUGUGCUUUUCAAAUGUGGGUUGUGCAUGGUCUCUUAAUAUAGCUUUGAAAGACUUCACAAAUGCAAACAGUGAAGUACAAAUAAUUCAUAAGGAGACAUGUCAAAUUGCUGCACAGACUUUACGCAGAAAGUGAAUACCCAUCUGGAUUAGGUCAGUUAUGCUUUUCAAAUAUGCUCUGUAUAUCCUACAUAAUCUAUUUACAGAAGACAAUAUUAAAUAUAUAAAGCGAAUUCUGUCAUUGUGUCACCUGUACCUGUGUCAUCAGUUUGUCAGUGACCAGUUGGUGGGUAAUGCAAUUCCCGAGAUUCAGAAGGAGAUGGCUAUGCUAUUGAUGUUGAAACCUGGAAAAGACUUCUCUAAACUCCAUUUCAUAUGUUAUGCAUAUGAACCUAUCCAGACCCUUAGUGCUUUCUAAGAGGCCCUUCUCCAGGUGGCCCUCUGAGGAAGGCUUGGAGGGUGAUGACAGAAGAGGGGGCAUAUUUAGUUGUGGCUCCCCAUCUGUGGAAUCCUCUCUCUAGUGAGGACUGCCUGGCACCUUCACUGACAUAUUUUGGGCACCAGGUAAUGACUUACCUUUUCUCCCAGGACUUUUAAUUGACUGAGACAAUGUUGUUUUGUUACUAGUGUGCUGCCAAAGCAUCCUGUGGCUGUUAUGGUCAUUGUUUUAUUUUGAUGGCAUAAUGUAUGGGACUAGUCCAUGACAUCUAGAGGACACCAGAUUGCGUAAGUCUAACCUACAUUUUGUCUCCUUUGUUUACUGUACUGUGAUACGCAUCCUCAUUACUUGUUUCUUUUAUUCACAGUGGGUUAAAUUUUAUUGACCUGAUGGUUCGGCAGGGGAACAUUGACAAUCCACCCAAAACUCCACUUGUGCCUGGAUUUGAAUGCUCUGGGAUCGUAGAAGCUCUGGGUGAUAAUGUGAAAGGCUAUGAGGUAAUCUCAUAUGUAUAUCUGAUUGGGGCGUUGGCAAUGUAUUUAUUAGAUAUGAUCACAUAUUAGUUGUGGUGGGUAGCUUAAGGAAAACUUCAAUUUGGUAUGCCACAGAAGUGAAAAAUUCACAUUCAACGAUAGGAAUUGUUGAUAAAGACGUUGAAAAUCAAAAUGACCCAUAUGAUGAUAUCAUCAUUAUUUUUGACGUUCAGGUGUGACUGCCCAGCUAAUGUAGCCAAAAUGGCACCACCUACAGACAAGAGGGAGGUAUGAUUACACUUGGAGGUGUGCAAAAUCAUUGAGGUAGAUAAAAAAUAUCCAGAUGAGGACUAAGUGUGCUCGGUGGCUACAGAAUGCUGAUUUGUGGCAGUGGUAGACAAACUGGGGGUGGGGGGGAUGGAAUAAAGUUUCCUGAAGGAAGGGGACUGAACAAGAACAGUCCACACUGCAAACUUUUGUUAUAGGCCUCACUUAUUCUAUUUCUGAUGUUCAGGGUGUGAGGGUCAUUGCUUCUGUAGCUGAUACAGCAAAAAUGGCAGCACCAUUGCCUCCCAUUCUGCACAUGCUCUCAAGUGCACUAAUUUGUAUCCCGUCAGCUCAGUGCCCUGUGUGGGGAACUGCCUGCACCACCUAAAUCUGGCACCGCAUGCCCUGAAGUUCUGAAGGGGACUUCUUUCAUGAUCGGGUUCCUGAUCACAGGCAAAAUACCUGACCCAGUAACCAAUCACAGGCAAAGUUUUUAGUUGGGUUCCCUAUCACUUGUAGGGUUCCUGAUCAUGGAGAGGUUUCUGGGUGUGUGUGUCAAUGGAGUUAACAAGCCAUCAGAUUUUUGUGCUUAACACAUGAAGUUCAGUAGUGAAGAGGGAAGGGAAUCAGACAGGUAGGGACAUCAUGGGCAAGGCCUGUAGGUUUGCUUCUGACCCCCCCCCCCCACUUUUUGUCCUCAAAUUCAAGCUGAACUCUUGAGGCGGGGUUUCAGUAGCUUCUAGGGUCCUCUAAAACAGCAUGUUCCUCUUGAAAAAUAUUUGAGCACCAAUGUGAAGAUUAUCUAUAGCAAAACAUGCAGAGAACAUUACCAAAUAAAUUACCUUUAUUCUUAUGGACUUCAACAUAACAUGCUGAACAUGAUAUAUAGAAUAACAAUUUCCCUUUUUAAAAAAAGGAUUUCUACUGUAUCAUAUUUGAAAUUAGUCCCUCUCCACCACCAACCUUUUCUUCUGGUGUAAUAUCUCUUUGUUUGUAAUUGAAUUUGAGCCAGAAGAGUAAUAUGAAUUGCUUUCCUAUUUUAGAAUCUGUCAAAAGGAAAUGAUAAAGUUGGUUGUAGGUAUGAGAAGGCAAUGAUAUAAAGUUUGCAGUAAAAAUACAAUCUAUACUAAAAAAAACACACACACAUACACUUGUGAUAAUUUCAAGAUAAUUCCAGCAAAGUCCAAAAAUGUCACUAAGAACUUGAAAAUAUGCACUGAUAUAACACUAGCAGUGAUCAGAGAAGAUGAAAAAACCUGUUCAUUGAGGUCAGUAGGAUAAUUUGCUGCUCUCCUCUAUUGCAACUUUUCUAAGCUUUAGGGAUUGGCGGGAUUUUGAGAUAAUUCAUUAUCUACAAAGGAGCUGUGCAGUUCCAAUUUGCCUGUCCUUUUUUUUAAAAGGCAAGUUAUAAGAAACCUCCCUGACCUGACUGAAUAAGAGCUAUAGAGAAACAUAAUGAAGGCAUGCAGUUAAAUCUUCCAACAUGUAUAUUUUUGCUUUAAAUUAGUUGCAGCGGGUUCUAUAUUGAUUGAAAUAGCAGUGUUGGAGGCUGUUGUUUAACACUGUCCAAGGAGUCACCAACAUUUUAGGCUCUGGGCACAUCUGCAAACCAAAUAAAAUUUUAUGGGCAUAGCAAGCACACACUUCAACAUAGUCUGUUAACUAUGGUAGAUAUUUAUUUCAAGAUGUUUAUGGUAGAUGUUUAUUUCUAUUUUUAGUGGGAAAUGGGUAGGCACUAUGGGAAAUCCACAGAGGGAAAGUCUUUAUGGGCACAAAUUGAUAUUUGAGGCAAGAAUUAAAAGCCCUUGAAUCAUAUUUCUUAUCCCAGACUACUGUUUUGGCAACAUGUGUGUCAUUUGAUCCUUAUAUGCUAGACAUACACUCAAUGGCUGGUAGGUAAAUGUGUGAACUGUUCCCCACUGGGAACAAUUGUGCCUGCCUGCAAUGACAUAAAAAGUUCCCUGUUGAGCUUUCCAUUCCUCUGUAGCCAUGUUGCCAGGGACAUCCUGAAAGCUGUAACCCGAAUGUGUGUUUCCCCCCAAAAUGUCUACAGAUUGGAGACAGAGUCAUGGCCUUUGUCAACUACAAUGGCUGGGCAGAAGUUGUGUGCACACCUCUUGAAUUUGUGUACAAAAUCCCUGAUGAUAUGAGCUUUUCUGAAGCUGCUGCUUUUCCUAUGAACUUUGUAACUGCAUACAUGAUGCUCUUUGAAGUCGCCAACUUGAGAGAAGGCAUGUCGGUGCUGGUUCACUCUGCAGGCGGCGGUGUGGUAAGUUGGCUUAACUUUUGUCCUAAAAGGAAUUAUAACUUUCAACCUGUGUGUCAAAUUUCAGUGGGUUUGUUUGUUUUUUGUUUUUUGCCUUGCUGGAGUGUUUCCUUAAACUCUGACGAUUCACUCCCCAGAAGGAGAGAGAUCAAACUGGAUGGUUCUUGAGUCAGGAUCCCCUCAACUCAAUCUCAACUCAACAGCCAGGGGUUGGAGGCUUGCCUCUUCUGUAUCUGACAACCACUGCCCUCACCCCAUCACUAAAAGAAAUAACCAACCUGAAAGAUUUGGAAGGUAUUUGGAAAAGAAGAUUGCAAGCUCUGGGGGCCCAUCAUCACUGUCUGCCAAAAUCCUGACCAUGCAGGCUACAACUGGCCCUAACAAGGAUAAAAAUCAUUUUAGCACAAAAUCUCUUUAGCCCCAAAUAAUUGUGUUUAAGAUGAAUGACCCAUUGCAGUAAAGGACUGGAAUUUAUAAUCUUAUUACAGCUCAGUACAGUACAGAGGAGCUCUGUUUUAUUCUUGUUGAAUUUUUUUUAAAAAAAAAAAAAUCCCAAGUGUGGGAUUUGAAAAUAACACAGAGCUUUAAAAAAAUAAUGUUGGGCUUAGGGACACCACAGGGCAAUUGUGGUCCGUGUUAGUGUGUUCUUUAACUUAAAUAGACAGUGCCUUACAGGUCAAAAGAAGGGCAGAUCCUUGCCCCAAUGAAAUUGCAAACCAUGAGGCACAUGUCCAAAAGAGGGGAAGAGAAAGAGCCUUUGGAAUACACUGCACAUUUCUAAUUACACUUUUUUAAAAGAAAAGAAGCAAAUAAAGGAAAAGAAAGGUAUCAUGAGACUGGAAAAGGUGCAAAACAGGGUGACAAAAGGUUGCCCAGAAUGGGAUGUCGCCCUUGGGCUGAGAAAGAUCCCUCCUACCCUUGUGAAAUCCUCUCUCUUCCCACAGUGCAUAGAGGAUCCAAGUCUUUCUCCCUACCCCACCACAUCCCGCACCACUUGUUAUUUAGUUUUUUUUAUUAAAAAAAAAAACAGCUACUCAAUGCCAAACUGCAUAACAAGCAUCACAUCUAGUCUGACCCUGACUGACAGUAAUUCAAAUGCAAGUAUCCCUUCAGUGUGUAAUUAACUUAAGGAGUUCACUGUCACAAGCUGUAGUGAUGGCCACGACCUGAUAUUUAGGGAAGCCACUUAAUAUAUCACGAAAGGGUAGGAAAUGAAUAACAAAAAAGGAGGGCAGAAGAGGAUUUGGAUUUCCAUAACAUUUUCAUAUGCUAAUUUAUGCAAAUAGAUGCAAAUGUAGAAAUAAUUACUAUAUUUUAUUAUUAUUAUUUGCAUUUUUAAAAUGUGUCAAAGUAGCUUACAGAAUAUUAAUAUUUGUAUCCACUUAUCAAACAUUUAAAAUCAACAACAGAUAAUAUAACGCAGGAAUAAUAAAAGUGUUCAUCCGUCAAAAGAAUAAAAAGGGACAAAUCCUACCCCAUUAAAAGUUGAACAUCAGACCAGGCCUGGCUUAUUCCACAUUAUUGUUAAAUUGAGAUCCAAAAGCCUGGGUAAACAGGAACUGUGGUGGGCCACUUCAAGGCCCCUACUCUCCAGUCUUGAGAGUUAUUUAUCUUUAAAUGGAACUUGGACCAGAAAACCAUUCAGACAGGAUUGCCUUCUGUACAGUAGGACACAUUGCCAACAUACACUAGGUGGUUCAUCAUUCUCAUCCAGAGAGCUGCUCUUAGAUUCCUAUGUUCUUAAUUGUGCACCAGGACGGGUUAAAACCUAGUUUUACAAAACCUUCCUACUCUUAAAUUCACUCCACCUCCCUCCCGAAUCCGAACAGUAAAGAAAUUAUCUAGGGGUGUUGGCAUCCAGCUAAGCAUUAGAGAGAAUGAACUGCCAAAGUCACAAGAACAUUAAGCCAGAGGCUCCCACACUAAGUCUCCACAUAUUAAUCCACUGCAACAACUUUAGCUGCACAUAAAGUUCAUUAUGAAUAAUGCAGGGAAACAGGCCUUGGAAAUGGCUUCUGAUUAGACAUUGCUGGACUUCUCCCGAUAAUAAAUUCAAGGGCCUUGAAUGUACCCACUUUGUUCCCAAAUGUCAUGGGCAUACUGAAAUGUCCAGAAAAAUCAAUGGGGGCCCUGUGGCAUCAGAGCAUCUGUGCUUGUUUUGUUCACGUCAGUGCAAAAUUCAGUUUCCCUGCUUAAUGCAUUUUAAGCAUCUAAGGGCACGUUUGCUUUCUGAAAAAUCUGAUCUGUUGGAAGCUACAGCCAAGGCCUCUUCUGAGUUUUGUGAAGACCUGAGCAAACGUGAAUCAGUAGAGCCCACAAUUGUGGCAUCCUCCCUGCUUUGUAGUGCAAUAAAAAGACAGAAAGUAUAUUUCUUAACCCAGAAGUGUUUUUUUUUAUAUAUAAGAUAUUUAUUGAAAUUUUCAAAGUAUUACAAAAUAAAACAAAAGCAGUAGAAAGUACAAAAUAAAAAUAGUUAACAAAGUAGAAAAAAAAACAAACCCCUUCCAACCAUAUGAAUACAAAUUCAAAAAUAAGAAAAAGUGACCAAAAAAAUAAAAAUACAAAAAUACAUCACAAACAAUUAAAAACAUUUAAAAACAAAUUCAUUAUUCUCAAAUCCUCAACUGUCAUUACCUUCUUUCUUUGACCUCCUCCUCCUCCUCCUCCUCCUCCUCUUAAUCUUAUCUUACUAUAAUAAAAUAAACCUUAAAGCUUAAAACUUAAAUCCUAUCCUUACCAAUUUCUCAUAACCAUAAUAUUCUUUCAUAAUUCUUUAAACAUCUUUACUAAAGCCAAGUAAUUUCAUUCCAACAUUUUUCUGACAUUCAUCAAUUUUAUAAAACAGUUCUAAUGGUAGAAAAAAGAGAGAUACAAACAGAUCCAAUCUUCAUCCAACGUCCUUUCCUCCUGGUUCCGGGUUUUGUCAGUCCUUAUUAUCCCGUCGAUCUAGCCCAUUAACCUGGCAGCCUUAUAUCCGAGGCCCUCAAGUCUCUUCCAUGUCCCUUCCGCAGCUCUUCUUCAUAUUUAUAACUGUAUUUUCCCUUGUCUCCUGCUCGUGGUAACUCCAGCUUGACAAUAUUUUUAACCCUUCUCGACAGAUCAGCCCCUUUUCCAUAUUCAACACUGAAUUCCAUAUGGUAUUUAAAAGCAUGUUUCAAAGACCCUCCAAAAUUAAAAUUAAGAGCCCCCACAAUCCCAAACAUCUCACGGCCCAUUGCCAGAUUUGAAAAGUCCAAACAUCCCAGCAUAGGGGGGUCAAUCCAGCCCCCCAUUUCCAAGCCAGACCAGACUUUUUCUUUCCAAAUCUGGCUUUUUCCAAGUUCAUUUGUCAAAUCCACAAACUCAUAUUCCUGUUGGGCCUGUUCUGUCAGGACACACUCCUGAUUUAAUUCCUGAGUGGGCUCCACAUAUUUUCCCACUGUCUGUUCAAAAUUUCCCACUGCCUGUUCAAAAUUUCUAGUCGAAGUCACCAUCCAAUUCACCUUCUCAUGUAACUGUUCCAGUAGGGCACUUGUUUCAUAGAAAGCACACAACAAAGCUUCUGAAUACAUUGUCCUGCAAAGUCAGAUGCCUGUUCCCACGAUUUUAAUCUGUAACAGCUGCUGGCUCCCUGGAGUUGGUUACAGUUUCGCAGUCUCCCUCUAGGGGGAAAACUUCUAUUUGUUCUUGCAACAAAGUUUCCCUUUUUGAGAUACUUUGUCCAUAUUUGUUGCUUAAAGAUGCGAAGGGAAGCAGUGGAAUCGCUAUGUUUCUCUUCUUUUAGCUAUCUGUCAAAAACGCUUGUCUCUGGUCAAUGAACUUCAAACGUCAGUCCUGACACCCCGCUCCAGGAUCAGGACGGAGGAAAGUUACUUUACUUUAAACUCACUUUAAACAGUCUGAAAAAGAUCCCCCUCCUUCUCCUGCUGUCGAAGGGGGGUUCCACAAUUUUAAAUGAUGAAAUCCAAUCCUUUAAAGGCGAUUUUCUAAGCUCUAGUUUACGUUGUCUUUGCUUUAUUCUGUCUACAAAAGAACGGAAGGCUGACUUCCUGUUUAGACCUUCCCGUUCCGUACCAAAUUAAAAUAGGUUUUUAAAAUCCAGUUCCUUUCUGCUCGCAAGUCCUUAUUUGAUGUCCAGUUGUUCCAAGUCUAAGUACUCACGGGUGCUUAUUUUAGAGUCCAAAUUGUCCCAGGAAAAAGGCAGCGCUCUCCGGCAACGGCUAUGCGGCUUCGCUCCACGGAAAUAGCAGUUGACUCACAGCACCGCGCCACUUCCCCCUCUUCACUUCGGAGCCCGCUAGUGGGUUCCUUAGCGAGUUGGAGGGGCGCUAAAGGUGCCCGCCGAGUCCCAUGGUCACAGGCUUCAUCCGCCUGUGAUUUUUGAAAGGGUCCCCGCUUCGCCGUAGCGGAGAAGACCCGUUUCACGCGGAGCUAGUCCCUCCAGUUCAGAGGGAGUCCGCCAUUGCCGAUGGCGCCACCCCGGAAGUCCCUUACCCCAGAAGUUUUUUGAUGUCCAGAAAACCAGUGUAGUGUAGUCAUUAAAAAUUGGACUUGGGGUAUCUCCUUCCUGUUCCUAAUGUCCCCUUCUGGGAACAGGAUUUGAGCACACCCACAGCUUUGAUUCCAAAUGUUGAAAAGGAAUGCUUGAAAGGCCCAAUUGAUUUUUGGGGUUGAGCAUACACCAGGCUACUCAUUCAUCUGUACCAAGGAGGGCAUUGAAAGGUCUGUGUGCUCUUUCCUUCUAAUUUAUUGCUAUGCCUGGCUCUCAGAGGAAGAGAUCAAUGUAAAUCACAAUAUGCCAUGCUGAUUAUACCACUUGGCCUUCAAGAGGCUUUCUUCUCUUCCAUUUGGGACCUUGAUUGGCACACCACUUAGGGGAGUUCUUAAGCAUAGCGGGAGCUGUUCCGAAACACUUGGUUAACCUCCUAUGCCAUCACCUGAGCUUACCCAUAUCACUGACUGUGUGGGAAGAACAUUGGUGCAAUGCUCCUUUGCCUCUGUGGCUGAAGCCUAAAGGGAAGAGAGGAAGACAGGCUUAAGGCCUCUCACCUACUCAAUUAACACACAAGGGUUCUGGCUAACUAUUCUAAUUCCCAACCUUCACCCAGUCAACUAAAGUUCUGAACAGAGCCUGUGCAUACACAACUGUGGCUUCAUCUGUACCAUGCAUUUAAAGCAGUAUGAUACCACAUCCUCCUCCCCCCAAAAAAAGAAUCCUGGAAACUGUAGUUUGUAAAGGGUGCUGAGAUUUGUUAGGAGGCCCCUGGAAAUUGUAGCCCUGUGUGGACAGGGCUACAAUUCCCAGAGUUCCCUGGGAAGAGAGAUGGAUUGUAAAUUUCACUAUGGAUGCAAAUAGCAAACCAAUGGAGGAGGGGACCAUGUAAGAAUGGAAGGAGUUAAAUACCCCUUCCCCACCCACUGCGGUCCUGUUGUUGCUCAGACCCCCCCCAAUAGCUGAGAUGUACACUAAUUGUGUUCAUGCCAUUAAUGUAAUGUCUAGUUGUGCCCUAAAUCAGUUUCAGUCCAAGAACUGGGUUUAACAGAGUGACUAUUGACAUUUUCCCCCAUUCAAAUAUUAUUUCCCUCAGGAACUAAAAUCAAAAAGAGAUUCAUGCAGAAGCAUUGAUUGCUACCCUAUAGCAGCAACUUGAUCUCCAGUUUCAAGUUUGACUCAAAACAGUUUGAGGUGACUACAAAGGGAAUGUCAUAUGUUUGAACUACAAAACUUAGCUGGGUCAGAGUGCAGCUUUGCUUCCCUUUUUGUAAGAAACAUCAACUAAUGCUGUUGCCUUCCUGCACAUAUUGAAUAUCCAUUGUCAGUGCAAACUUGCUGAACCUAGAAAUCCAAUGCAUCAUACUUAAAGCCCAUAUGUGUACAUUUUAGUCUGCAUUUUCAAAGCACCGGAUGAAGGUUUUCCUUUUUAAAAAAUACAAUUAGGUCUUCAAUCAGGGUGCUAUACUAAUAUCACUUUAAAAUCAUUCUAAUUUUGACUGUCACAUGGCUGUUGUCUGGAAGAAGACUCACUUUACACCUUUAAAAACAGAAUCUGAGCUAGGUUCCUCCUGGCCUGCAAACCUGUAACAGGCAGGAUAUUCAUUCAAACAUACAACCCUCCCACCUCACUUGAAGUGGUACAGUCUAGCAAUAGAUACAUGAUCAAGUGUUUUGUCUCUAAGAUAUUGGAGAAGGCCAAAGGGGUGGACACAAGUAAAAGUGUUUGGGGAUCCUGGACAGGGAGAAGUGCAGUAUAGAAAGAACACCUGAAUCUGUGCACAGCUGCCCCAGGUGGUGAGUUCCUGAACUACAGGUGGUAGCUUCUCACUCAUCAUUAUAUUCAUUUGAUUUAUUACAGUGAUUCCCAAACUGAAUUUCUCAUGGACCAUGUGAAAUUUACUGAGAGUUUUGAUGGAUCACUAAAUAAAAAACAAAAAAACCCUGCCUAUUUUAGCAACUGUAAUGUAGUGUGCUAGAUGCUGUGUGACUUUAAAUGUAUUUCAUUGCUUCUUUUAUUUGUUAUAUUGCAUUUUAUUAUAUUACAUCUUGAAUUUAUAGAUUUUAAGUGUUCCUCACAGACAUGCCACAUAUCUCCUGAAUGAAACUCAGAAACUGCUGGUGGUCUGUGGCACAUAGUUGGGGAACCUGUUAUUUAUUGAAAGUAUUACUUUCCUAUCUCUAAGUUAAAGAUUUUUCAAUGUUGCUAACAACAUUUUAGAGAAACAACACAGCAAUAUAUAUAUAUUUUCAAAAAAGCAAGAUUUUAAACAGAAGAGACUCGAUCAGUAACACCAAUAAUAUCAGCUUCCAUUAAAUGCUAGAGAAUUCCAAAAUGAAAGUUGAUGAAACUGGAUCCUGAAUUUUAAACACCCAUGCAUUCUUCUCUGGAUGCUCUUCACAUAUCAGGAUUCAGAAUAGCUGAGUCCAUCUAUAGCUGCCCGUUGUGGUGAAACACUGAACUGCUGGCAGCUUUUGAAUGAAGUACCUUCAGAAGCUGGACUAACUCCACCAACUCAGGCUGGCUGUUGGAACCUCCUGGCUGUCCACUUGAGCCUUUCUUGAGCAACAAGGUCUUCCUGGUCUAGAAAAGGAACCCAAUUCCCCCAUUGCUUGGUCUCAUUGCAACUUGCAGGAGGGGACAUAUGACUUCUUCAGCAACUGAGAGGGUCUAAACCAAGGGGUCCAAAUAAAUAAAAGAUAGAUAAAAGACUCCAUUUGUCAGAAUAGCUAAUGCAGUGGUGCAUUUGCAGGGACAAGCCGUUGCUCAGCUCUGCUCAACAGUCCCCGACGUUACCGUGUUUGGAACAGCUUCUUCCUUCAAGCAUGAGGCAAUCAAAGAUUCUGUAACCCACCUGUUUGACCGAAAUGCAGAUUAUGUCCAAGAAGUUAAAAAGUAAGAGGAUUUGCUUUAUUUUACUUGUUGAGAAUAACUAUAAGAGCUAGCAAAGUGUUAUUUAUACUCAAAGUAGACCUGCUGAAAUUGAUGGGCAUAACUAACUUGGUCUGUUAAUUUCAAUGGGUGUACUCUGAGUAUUUAUUUAUUAUCUAGUUUAUAUCCUGCUCUUCCUUCCAGCUAGAGUAGAGCUUAGUUGGAUACAACCUAAAAUGUGAGCUAUGUUCAAUAUAUGAUUUCUGUUGUCCUAUUUUGUAGGCUUUCAUCAUAAUUAUAGGUGGGUGGGUUUAUAAUCCUUCAUUGAGAAUUAUGGGAUGGCUGCCUAAUUGUGGAAGGCUGUCCCCAGAGAACCACACCUGGCACCAUUGCCACCUGUUUUUAGGCACCAGACACACACAUUCUAAUUUACGCAGACUUAUGACUUUUUAACAGGGAGGCUAGUUGAUGUCUCUUUGUUCAGCUCAUCCUUUAACUGAUGUGGGGAGGACUUGUUCCUUUUAACUAUACUGUCAGAUGAGUAUUUUAGUUUUUGUUUAUUAUUUUCAUCUGCUUUUAAUGUUUUUGUUGUUUUAUUUUUACCAUGUAAGUUGUUUUGAGGCACCUGAGUGCAAAACUACAACUAAUAAACACCAUAAAUAUAGAUCACAGCAGCAAAUCCCAUCAGUUUUUCCAGCUGCUGUGGUUAUCACAGAAUGACCGCUUAACUAUCUUUGUGCUCCAGCAGCUUUGCAUGCUAUGAGCAUGAUCCACUUACACCAUGGAUUAGGAAGGAUGCCAAGAUUUCUCAGUAGAGCCCUGCUUUCCCCCUUUCCCCACUUACACAUAUGCCUUGGCACUCAAGCAGGCUGCACAAGAGACUAGAGAAGAUCUGUGUGCUUGUCCAUUCCCCAUGUAACCUUCAUUGCCCAUGCCUUGCAAGUGACUCAUGUUCUAGGAACUUCCAUGAGGUAGCAAGGAAGGUCUGAGAUUUUACCCUUAUAUUCUUAGAUAAGCAUCAGGACUGCUCUUAAGGACGACAAAGAUAUUGCAUGAACUGGCUCUAAAGAGGAUGAUGUCUACAUUAAAAGUUUUUUUUAGUUUCUGAAAGGAGAGGCUAAUCAUUGUGCUUUUACAAGAGGAAGUUCAUCAAAAGAUAUUAUUAGCUUACACUCCUUUUUUAUUGCUCGGGGCAAAGGAUUAUAUCUUUCAAUAAGAUUAUUUCAACUUACUAAGAUGAAAAGAGGUGGAAAAUCCAAUUGACACCUGUUAAAAUGCAAACCAGUACCUCAAUUGAGCUAAGUGGGCAGGGGCUCAAGUUUCUCCCUAGGGCAUUCUUGAACUAAACCAGAAUGAUGAGUUGUUAUUACUGUGAAUGGCAAAAGACACAGAGGUGGAUGAGGUUCAACCUAUUUUCUCACUGGGAGGGGCGGGGGACACACAACCACAAGUACUUCAUUCAGGGCCCUCCUGGCCAGAGGACACAGCCUUGCCACUAUCCUCUGACCCUGGAGAUGAGUCCCCAGAGUACCUCUAUCUCCUCAGCCUCAAAGAAGUCAAAAUAAUGUGAGGGCCCUGUAGCCAGCCAGCCAACUCCUCUGUAGAGGCACAGCCAACCAUACUUGAGGGCUGGUCAACUUAUUUUACCUGUCCUUAUUUUAUUUGUAAGCUGCCUUGAGUCUCUGAUGGGGAGAAAGGUGGGGUAUAAAAAAAUAUAACAAGAACAACAACUUAUUUAAGGCUUCAGUUGGCUGUUGCACGAUGUGGAGACAACAGCUCCUAUGGGUGCCUUAGCAGGCCUUUUUUGGAACUGUCCAAGGUCCUGUUCCUUUCUGCUUUCUGACUUGAAUUGACUGUAAUCAGACACUGCCUGCUUAUCCAACAAGCCUUAUGCUCCCAUGGAACUGAGCAAUCAGCUUGCUUUAUGUGGUGCUGAAAUGUCACAUGAUGUAUAAUAGCAAAGGGCUUCAUGAUGUCAUUGCACAACCACAGGAACAUAUUGCAGGUUGCAGUCAUCCGACUUCUAGUUGAGGCCUCUCUAGUAUUUCAUGUUUUCCUAAAUCACACAUCUAGUGGCAGGUGCUCUUCUUGUUUCCGAAAAAAAAAAGAAAAAAAAUCUUUCAGGCCACAAAGUUUAGGCUGUGCUAUGACUAUAGGUGCUAUUAUCUAAUUUCAGACAGUAUCAUUGCUAUAAAAUAAAUGCCUUUUGUGUGGAUUAAAAAAUAUUUGGUGCACCUUAUGCCUUUCAGUCUCUCUAGGGUGCAAUUAUCCAUUUUAGCUCCACCAAUCAUUUCCAUAACUGUUUAAUUAAAAUUAGCUCUCUCUCUCUCUCUCUCUUUUUUUACAACUGCUAUGAUCAGUGACGCAAAUAUAGUUUAUAAUUGCAGAGUGCAGUCAAAACUGGCCUAUUGCCAGGAUUUCACAGGUUUGGUUAGGAUGAAGAAUUAUUAAACAAAAAAACAAAACAAAACAAAAAACCAGAAAUUGCCAUUUAAGCGAGAAAGGGAAUACAGUUUGAAUCCUGGCUUUUUAUCCUUUAAGGCAGAUCUGGGAAAACUUAUUCAGCCUAAUGGUCACUUUCCUUUCUGAAUAAUCUUCUGGGGACCUUAUGUCUGUGGCAGGCCAAACCAAAAUGGAAAGUGGGUGGAGCAAUAAAUGUUAAUGCUGCCUCCAACACACACACACACACACACACACACACACACAAAUAGACCAGUUCUGGGGCCACAAAAUUCUUUUGGCAUCGUGUCACCUUAGACAAAGUAUUAUUAUUUUUAAGUGAAAUGUGUGGGUUUUUUAAAAAAUGACAGGGGCACAAAAAACCUAUUGUAUGCUGUAUGUGACUCAUGGGCUGCAUGCUGGCCAACCCUGCUCUAACCACUACACCACACUGGCUUGCCUCACUCAAAAAAAAGGGGGGACAUGAUUAUGCAAAGCAAAUGUCUGUGUUCGGUGGAGUCCUUACAAUCAGUUGUAAUUACAGUUACUUCUUAACUUAAAAUGCUCACAAUCCCUGCUUUUGUUGUCUUUAUGCACUCCUAUAAACUGAGCUGUAAUUUAUCUUUAUUUCUGUGGUGAUGGCCUCUGCUCCCAUCCUGUCUUGUAAAAUUGCAGUAGCAAUAAAUAAUGACAUUUUAUAUCUCCUUUCUUCCUCUGUAGUCUGCUGCAGAGGUUAACAACCUGUAGUUUUAACUUCCCUGGUUUGUUUCACUUAAUUAUCUGGUUAUAGUCCCAUCAUCUAAAUUGGCCCAAUAUAUACAGAGUCCAUACCAAGUAGGUAUAGGAUUGCAACCUAAGUUACAAGGUGUCUAAGGAGGCUCAAGAAAUCUUAAUUGUAUGGUUAAUACUAGGAAUGAGAAGACUAAUCCAGUCUAGUUCCAUUCCAUUCCCUUUCCUGAUCCAUUCUGUACCAUUUGCACAUAACUGUGCAGAACUUUAAAAAUAACAACCCAUAGAAACCCCUGAUUUUGCCCCCUGUUAUCAUGCGAGUGUCAUCUGAGCCACAGAUUGCAGACUUUCUCAGAAGGCAUGAGUAUAAGUCUAACAAAUGCGGCAGAUGCAUUGAAAUAAGACAGGAAUGUUCACACUGGCAAGUGCUUUAUCUAUGGACCUUGGCACAUUUAUGCACCUGUCUCUUAGGAGUAGGCUGUGGUGGUGAGUACUUGAACCAUUUAUUCCUUCUUGUGGUUCAUGAGUCCAUUUAUGUCAUACUCAGGGUGGACCCACUGAAAUCAAUCAGCAUGACGAACUUACAUUCUCAUUGGGUCUGCUCUGAAUAUGACUUAGCUGUAUGCAGCCCCAUUUUUAAAAAAUGUGUAUGGAUUUCAGUUCCUCAGAAAAUCUUCUGAGGUCUAUGGAAUCGAAGGCAGCAAGCCGCAUUGUCUUAAUUUGUGUCUGUUGCUUUUUAGAAUCUCUGCUGAUGGCGUAGACAUUGUCCUGGACUGCCUUUGUGGAGAAAAUACAGGCAAAGGCCUCAGUCUUCUCAAACCACUCGGGACUUACAUUUUAUAUGGUGAGUGAAAGUCAGCUGGCAAAUAGAACCCCACCCGCUCUGCCAAUUGCCACUCUAUGGUAGCCAACUCAGGUUGUCAUUGGUAUCAAUCUAUGGUGUCUCAUAUGGUGGAAAUGGAUGACAUCAACUCAGAACUGCUCUAUGAUGCAGUAUGCAUGAACAAUCAUUGCGGCCUCAAUGGACAAAUACAAUUAUUAUUAUUAUUAUUAUUAUUAAUUACAAUAUAACCCACCUUUCCUCCAAAGAAUUCGUGGUGGCAUACAUGGUUCUCUGUCCCAUUUUAUCCUCACAACAAAAAGCAGCACAGCUACUGUUCUGGGCAGCAAGUGAAAGUAAUCCCUUUCUGGCAUUACUAUACAGAGGGAGACAUACGCAGACACAUACACACAUGGAAGAAGCAGGCAGCUUCAGGACAUAUGUGACUGGGGCUGCAUGUCUACCUGUGCUUAAUGCAGGGAUAGGCCUCUGAACAUUAUGGACCAUAGGUGCCAUCAGCCCCAGUCAGCAUGACUAACAUAAAAGUGCUAAUUCAUUUGAAUUGCCUCUGAGUCUGCUUUCAUACUAAUCCUUGAAGUUUGAACCUUGAAUGAACAUAAGAGAAAUUUACACCAGCUCUAGGCAAUGCAAUGGGCAUCUAGUUUACAGGCAUCCUUUACCUGUUCAUACAUUGAAGGUAUCCAGGGGGCAAAGGGGCAGUUGCACACAGGCACACCAUUAACCAUUAUCCUCAGAUCAGUAGCUUUCAUUUGGGGUGGGGAGUGGGGUGGAGAGAAUAGGCUUCUAGUAUUUGAAGAACCUGAAAUAUAGGGCAAAAUGUAGGUUCACUAUUCUUACUUUUUUUUAAUAAGAAACUCACCUGCUCCCUGAUUCAGUGCUUUGCUUGCAUUUCACCAAGCUGUAAGAUUGUUGAGUCUUAAAUAUGUGAGCAGUAUCUACUUCCUGCUACAAUUCAGGAUCCAGCUCAAGUACCUCUUCUGGCAGCAUCCCCUACUUUAGCUCCCCGUGGUCUGUUCCAGAUUCUGGAUUGGGAGACACUGAUCUCAAGUCUUGAUUUGAAUCACUGCAUGAUUGACCCUGACAGCUGAGUCAUGGAGGGGGAUGCGGAGCAGAGAGAUGAGGCAGGAUAUAAAGCAAGCCUAGCUUGGAAGAGAGGAAGAAACAACCCUGUCAAUGAUAUCAAAAGGUUUAGCAGAAACCCCUCUCCCCAUAUUAUCUCCCAAGGAUUUCACUUCCCCUGCCUCACAAAGUAUCCUUUUGGCAGCACAGAGAAAGCACCCUUCCCUGCCAAGAGAGGACCAAGGAAUCUGGGCUGUGAGCCCAAUUUCUCCUUGUUCACAAAGGAUGCUCUUGGUAGAAAAACAGAAGGACCCCCUCCCCCCAAUCUCUGAAAGAAUUCUUCAGAAGAGAAUUUGGCUCUGUGGGUGUAUGCCAGAGAGUGCACCAUACUUAAGAGUUCAGUUCUCAUCUACAUUUGACAAUGACAACUCCCCCACCCACCCACUUUGCUGUUACUGGGCAUUCAGUCAUCUGGCAGUUCCUGGGACUGGUGGGAGUGAAAGGCCCAUGAUGAGGUUGGCAUAGUGUCUGUGGGCAGGCUCUGUGAGUGCCAGGAUGUUCUCCCCAGAAUCAUCAGGCCUAUCAGGCAUGCUGGCUCACUUACCAUCUUCCAAAACAAUUACACACUCUCUCUCUCUCUCCCCACAAAAGCAAAUGACAAGAAAACACUCAAAACAUAGCAGGCAGCAUCCGUAGUUAUUACAAAUCAGUCUUUGAUCAUCAGUUCAUACUGCUAGAUUCUCCUAGUUUUCCAUAAUUAUGGAUGCAUACAAAAUAACUCGUUCAUCUGGGAUCUUGACAAUAUGUUUACACCAAUAAAGCAGAUGUUCUGCACCAGCUUUUCCCCAACUUGGUGUCCGCAAAAUGGUCUGGAUCAAUAGUAGCAACAGGUGGUGUGUUCAAUCCAGAAAAUCCUCAUCCAUGGGGAAUAAUACAAUCCCCAAACAUCUGGAGGACACCAGGUUGGAAAAGCCUGCUCUCUGCACACACAUUUCAGUUAAAAUAUUUCUCAACUGCCCUUCCUCAAAAAUAUUACAAGUCAGUGUGCAAACGUAUACACUGCCAAGCCCAGGCUGGUUCAUCUCUGUUUCCCUUCACUGUCAAGGACAUAGAAGAGACUGAAAGAGAGACUUUAGUUUUAUUUACAGUUUAUAUGCCAACUAUUACUGUUCUCAGGGUGUCUUAUGCACCUGGUAGAAAUUGUUGUAUCGGUUUUAGUUUUUUGAGUCUGUAACAUUUUGCUUUUCAUCUUAUUUUUAUCCCUUUUGGCUGUGAACACUAUUAUCAUUUUUUAAAAAAACAACAACAAACAAACCAUGUAAACAGUUGUAAAAAAACAGCAAGUGAAGAUAAAUCUUUUCAAAUACAAAAUUCCAUUUUUAAUUCAAAGGAAAGUGAAAUGUGUUUCAGCUAUCAGAAAUUGGGAAGAACUAUGCUGAAAAACAAGUAUGUAAGGCAUUGUACUGUACUGGGGGGGGAGUAUGUAAGACAUAAACACAAGAUCAUACAAGGCAGCUUUCCUCAACCUGAUGUUCCCCAGAUGCUGCUGGACUACAACUCCCAUAAUCCCUUAUUAUUUGCCCUGCUGGCUGGGGUUGAUGCAAGUUGUAGCCCCAAAGAUCUGGUGGGUACCAGCUUGGUGAAAGCUGGACUCUACCAGAUGCCUCACUGCAUAUUUGAAUGGACACAAAUUUUCAGAGGUUUGCAUGUGUUCUGAAACUGUGGACAGGAUGUGCUAUUCUUUCUCAGUACUACUUUCAUAAAAUCUUUACAGAGAACUGGAAUGUUAUUUUAAGAUUUUGAUUCGGAUCUCCAAAUUCUUAGGCCUGGUCCUCAAGGCACACAAUGAGCAAUAUUUUAAUUUAAAAUGUAAUUAUCUUUCUCCCACCCCUACCCUGGCCCUUAUUUUUCUAGGCUCAUCAAACAUGGUUACCGGGGAAACCAAAAGUUUCUUCAGCUUUGCAAAAUCAGUAAGUAUAAUAACUUUGUGGCUUGGCUAGAUGGUACUCAUUUAUAUGUCACUAAAUCAUUGGCUCAGAAAAGAACUCUGAGCUCCUCUAGGGCUGGAUCUAGACACAUCAAAGAAGUGUUUCAGUUUAAAGCGUUGUAAAUUUAAACAGGGAAAACAGGUAGAGGAAAACGGGACUCCACAUCGCCAUCUGGUGGCACAAUGUUAUAUCGCACAUACAACACGGAUAAAUAGCUUUUUCUUUACCAGUCUAGCUGAGUCCUAGUUCAGCCCCACCACCACUAGUGCACCAAGCAUUCUUUGUUUUGACAGAAUAGCUAAGCUUUGCAGACUCAAAACCAGUGCACACGGGAGAAUAAUCCCGAUUUCUUAAAAUUAAAUAUUGCCAUUUCUGGUGGUUGACAGUUUUAGUUCUACUCAGAGUUGACCCAUUGAGGCUAGUCAUGUCCAUUCAUUUCACUGGGUCUAUUCUGCCUAGAAUUAACAUUGGAUAAAACUUUAGCGCUUUAUACUUGCCUAAAUAACUUACAUGGGUCUGAUCUUGUUGCUAUUUGCUUGUCUCUCUAGUGGUGGCAAGUGGAGAAAGUGAACCCGAUCAAGCUAUAUGAAGAAAAUAAAGUCAUGGCUGGAUUUUCUCUCUUAAACCUGCUUUUCAAACAAGGCCGAAGUGGCCUGAUUCAAAAUGUAAUGGACAAACUCUUAAAACUGUACAACGAGAAGAAGAUCAAACCUCUCGUUGAUUCACUAUGGGCUCUGGAAGAGGUAGGAUAAUCACCUCUCUUUCAUCUUACUCUGAUGAUUAAUUUAAAAAAAAAAAUGCAUCCCUGAAUUAAUAUACUUAGGCUGCAAUCUUACCUGGUAUUAAGAUCAACUGAACACUGUGUGACUUACUUCUGAGGACACAUGCGUAAGAUUGCAUUGUUAAUUAUUUGCAGGAAAUAUGACAUUUGUGCAUAUAAUUUUGAUUCCUCCAAAUGAGCUAGUUUGAGAACUGGCGUUUUAUAUGUUUGCAUUUAUAAUAAAUAUAUGAAUCUUUGGCUGGAGAUGACUAGGCAGAAUAAUUCCAUUUUGUAGUUCCCUUUUCUGAUUCUGAACACUGAUUUCUGUGAAAAUGCCGCUGCUGAUAUGAGCUUUGACAGAUUCUUACUGAUUUUCAUUUUGUUCAGUAUAAUCACAGAGACUUCAUCUUGUUCAGUAUUGUUGCACAUGUUGGAUGUUUUCACUCUGCAUGUGCAUUGAUCUCAGUUGCACUGUGUAGGAAUUGGCCUCUACAGUCAGUCACUUAUGGGCUCAUUGUCCUGCAUUCCUAUGAAUGAAAGAGCUGAGGCUAACAAAGGAGGGAUUUAAGCAAAUUCAGUCACACAUACAGCGUUUUACUUGGGAGUGAGAACCAAGAUACCAGUCACAGGAAAUGUGAGUUUUGAGAGAGAGGUGAAGAAAGACAGCCAAGGCCAUAGCCAAAAGUGUCAAGAUGCAGGAGGCCUAAGGGGUUGGGGAAUUUUGGUUUUUUUAAGUAAUAAUUUCUGCAGCAAUCGCUGCAGGACAGGCAACACACAAAAUCCAGCUAGCCUGAUGUUCUUUACAAUUACCUAAUUGCAUCAAAUGCCAAUGAAAUAGCAUUUAAUUUUUUUCUUAUUCAUAGGCCAGAAAGGCAGGAACAAGUUACCAUUUAGUAAGCUAUCGGGCAGCAUUCUGCCUGCACAUUUUCCUUAUCUCUCUAUUAGUAAAUGAGCUAGUGCUGGGAUCUAUUGACCAUGUGGUGCUCUAGCUAAUUUCAGCCUCUUAAAGACUUCUAGAUGCAGCCUAGCUCCACCAACCCAGGCUAAGCAUUGGCACCUCCUGGGCAUAAAGGGGUAUAGGUAGGAUUGCCAUAUUCCCCAAAGUGAAAAUUCAGUCAAAGUUGUUGAGUGGCAAACAUCUCCCCCCAAAAAACUAUGUCUUUGGGGAGCAUUUUUCUAAUAAAAUAGCCCUAGUUGCCAUAUGUACGGAUUUUCCUGGACAUUUUUCCAAUUCAGCAAAAAUCUGCCCAGACGCCAUUUUGACAGUCCGAUUCCCAAAUAUAUGGCAGCCCUAGUAUAGGACUUUUUUCCAGCUCACUCUUGCUUGAGCAGCAAAGUCUAUGUUAGUUCUAAUGUGUCUUGCAUUUCUGGGCUUGCUUCUUAGUCCUCUGGUUGUCCUCCAGUCCUGCUUCCUGUUUUGCCUUCUGAUUCUGUUCACUCUUCAGUCCUGACUACUGGCUUGAACCUGCCGCUUGGUUCCCAUUGACUCUUGAUUGCCUUUGCAUGCUGGCUUCAAGUUCCUGACAGUAUCGAGCCUGUGGUUUUUGAGAGGCUCCCUGUGGCAUUCAAGGCACUGUGUAUCCUAGAUAAGAGUCUCCUGGUAUUGGGGUAGUGAAGGAAGCAUGCAUAAUGAAUAUAUAACACAGAUUCCUGUUAGUGUGACUUGCAAGCAGAUGCAAAGCAGAUUUCAGACUCUGCUAGAAUUCGCGGAUUGGAUUUGAAAGUAACAUAUAGGCCUGUAACCAGAUGUUGCAGUGAGUCAUCACACUGUUGUUCUUCAAGGUUCCAGCUAGCCUCAAACAGGAGCGUUGUAGUUCUGUUCAUUUUUAAGGGGGAGUGUAAGCAAAGAGACAUCUCUCUCAUUCUGCUCCCAUAAGGCCUUCCCUUGAUGCAAGAUCAUUUGGAUUUUAUUGUAUAGGUAAAUAGCAAGGUUGUGGAGAGUAGUGAAGGUAGAAGGCAUCUUUCCCCACUUUCCUUCCAGUUGGGACAUCACCGUAUGGUGCAGGAAAGAGAGUUUGUGGUUUUCUUCUUAACUCUAAUAGCCCAUCCAGGAUACUUUGUGUAAGCUGCUAGUUCUCACUGCACUGUUUUUGAUUCCCCUGCCUAGGUUUUCCCCCAUUUAAUUCUGUGUGUGUGUGUGUGUGUGUGUGCGCGCGCGCGUGUGUCUGCAAACUUGGAGGGUUCCCCAAGUCUGCUGCUACCUCCCUCUCGUGCAUGGAUGUUACAGUUUUGGCUACAUAAGGUUGGCACUGGGAAACUGAAUUCGCUUUUGGUGUAUAUGACACCUUCAAUUGCAGGUGGUACUCUGUGUUAAAAUGAGAAAUAGCAUGUGCUCAGCCCUCUGGUUUACAGUAUAAAAGUAAACUCGCUGUUAGGGAGAAAGGGAAAGGGAAAUGGGAGGCGAAUCAGUUGGGAAAAGCCACAGUGAAUACCAGUUACACUCAUUUUUGAGGUGGUAAACCUUAGAAUGGGAGAAUGAUCUAUUUGCACAGCAAAAAUGUCAACUCCUGGUAUGACAUUUACUUUAACCAUCAUGAUAAGAAUGAGAUACUGAAUUAAAGUACAGAAGACAUAGAUUCAGAUUUUUUUAUCAAUUUACACUUCCACAACCAUUACAUUCAAUAAGAAGAUAAAAUAAACAAAAAGAUAAAUCCUUUUGACAGUUUAAAAUCUCUGUAGUUACCAUCUGCAGAAGCUUUCCCUAUCCUUGAAGAUUAAGAAAUCAGUACAUAUUGAUAUUAUUUUGUUAUAGUUUUUAUGGUUGAUUUCUGUACAGUCUACACAGGACAAGCUACUGAAGACAGAUAUAGAUAUACAUAUAACGUGUGUAUUGAUCAAGUUCUUCCUUGGAAUAUUGAGUUUUUCUAGCCAAAAUUGGAAGCAUGUAAACAAAAAAAUGAAUUGAAUGCAAGAGCCAUAAAACAAAUCCAUCCCAAACCCUGGGAUCAUUAUAUUCUUGCUGAUGAUUCCAAGCUGUAACAUGCUUUACAAAUUCCCCACUAGAUCAUGAGCAGUGAGUAGGCUUGAUAAAUGAGCUAGGCUGCAAUCUCAAACAGAUUGUAUUUGCAUACUUCUCAGGCUAGUGUCAAAAUGACAGGAUAGAAAUCUACCAAAUGUUAAAUGAAUGUUGCCAAACAAAUGAGGAGGGACAGGGACGCUGCCAUAUAAGACUACCAACACAGCUUGUCUUAGCACUAUUUACAUAUUUAAAAGGAGAUUGUUGCCCUACCCUGAAUCCCCACUUGACAUCAUUGUUGCCACCAUUGAGCAAAUACUAUACCACUUUAGGCAGUCAUGGAUUUCCCCCAAAUAAUCCUGGGAAUUGUAGUUUGUUAAGAGUGCUGAAAGUUGUUAGGAGAUCCCUACAGAGCUGAAAUCCCCAGAAUUCCCUGGAAAGAGAGGUUGGUUGUUGAACAAAGAUGGUUAAAGUUGUAUAAUAGUGCUUUAAAUAUAUGGUGCAGAUGUGGACUAUGAAUGCACAUUCAGCGUCAUUUAAAAUAGGGAUUGGAAGAGUGGUUGAAACAGCAGUGGCAGAUAUGGUGCAAAAAGUGAGUGGUGAAUUUACAUCUAAAUCAAGCCGGAGGGAAAACAGACUAUGAAUGGAUUUCUUGUGAUCAAAUUAGUCAGAAGGUUUGCAAGCUAAGAGUGAUUUUAAACACUGCUAUCCACUAUGACAUUGGAUUCUUUCAUUAGAGUUGCCACUGAUACUUGAAAAUCGACAGCCUUGCAUCCAGAUCUAGGUUGCAGGGUUGGGGUUACUUCCUGAAAAACAUGAUAUGUGUUACAGGUGCCUUGAGUGGAAGGAGUUUCUCAAAAUAAAGUGGAGACACUUUGCCCAAGGAGAGAGCUCUGCUUGUGCAAGGUUGUGAUUGUGAGCAGUUCUCCCACUUCCUCAACAUCUCCAUGCCUCAUUCCAGACUCCUCAGGCCGACCCACUGACCCUUUAGAGAAGCUUUUCAUGUAGUACAUGGGACUCUGAAGAGAAAGGUACUGGAAAUUCUCCCUCCACAAGUUCCCUUCACCUUGCCACAACUGUGACAACAUUCACAGUUUCUGCUGAAUGGGAGUCUCAGUCUCAUUAGGUAAUUAAGCAGGAGGAAAUAGCUGCUGUUGAUUUUGUGCAGGGGUCUGUCUUGUGCAGUGGUGCCUUUCAACCUACUAGGGGCAUUCCUGUUCCAGCCAACCAGCCAUGCCUCCCCAGUGGUGAAUGUAGUGGGAUGACCCACCUGAUACUGACACCAGUGCUGCUUAGCUGGAUGAGUCUGGGCAGAGCUGCAAGGUCAGAGUUGCAUGGGCGCAUCCGUGGCAAAGCUUAAUUGACAGCAGAAAUCCCACUUGCUUGCCCAGUCCAAAGGACAGCCCCACUUGCCACGCUGAAGUUGUGCCCAUCCCAUUCCCAUAUAAUGAGGCCCAAGGGGUUGUCUCCCUUGUUAGCUUGCUUAGCUAUACACAGCACUUGUUGUAUUUUUGAACCUUCUUUUGCCUAUGUACCAUGCUGAUUUGAGCUUUAAAGAUUUUGGUGGAAACCAUGCUCCAAAUUCAAGUUCUUCAUCCUCCAGCGAAAGCCAGGGAAAACUGUUGACUUGAGCAAGGACCAGGCAGAGUCCUGUGCACAAAUGCAGAUUCCAGAGCACUAGUACAGAGAAGGACCCAGGGUUGUUUCCAACUAAGUUCUACUCAGAGUAGUCCCACUGAAAUUAAUGGACCUAGGUUAGCAAUGUCCAUUAAUUUCAAUGGAAAUACUCUGGGUAGAACUAACAUUGGUUACAACCCAGGAAGCUCUUAGGCAUGAAAGAUAUAGAACAUGAGCAAGCAUGGUCAAAUACAGAGCUUUCAGGACCCUAGAUAAGUCACUGAACUGAUCAUCCUGUCCAAUCUCUUCUCUGCUCCAAGGAUAGCCAUCAUGUGGCUUUGGACUACAUCAUAUGCUUUGGACUACAACUCCCAUUUUCACUAGCCAUGCUGCUGGGGUUGAUGGGAGUUGUGGUUUAAAACAUCUGGAGGGAACCACAUUGGUGACCCUACAAACUGAACUCUUUUAUAUCUCCUGGCCCUGACAAUCCCUGCUGAGCUUUGUCCAUCUCCAAGAGUGGAGAGUCCAGACCUAGGUCCUGGACCUAAGCACCCCGUUAGGUAAAAUUUUCCAACUCGAACACUGCUUCUGUUGGUGAUCAAAAUCUGGGGAGCAUGAAGUUUCUGAUCAGGAGGGGCUUGGUAACUCUGUCAAGUCAAGCUCAGGCAGUGCUGUUCUGGGCAGACUGUGUGUCUUCAUUCAGGGGCUUUGGUUUUCAGGGGCCCCUGGUUGUCAACUUCUGGCUUACUUACAGGGUUUGAUGCCAAAUGCUGGUGCUGACUGUUCCAUGUCUAUGGCUGAGACUUGGCUGCUGGCCAACAUCCAAGUCAAAUCAAUUCCAGGGCUGCAAGCUGGUCGCCAGGCAUCUUUUUGCCUGCUGGAACAUGGACAAAUAUCACAUCUAUCAAAUGGCAAGGAAUAAUCUUCUUCCAUCAGUGGUAGUGGGGGUGGACUAAUAACUAUAUUCAUUUCCAUUGAUUACAGUAGUGGAUAUUAAUUCAAUAUAUCAGCUGCAUCAUCACAAUAAAGUUUACACCAUCAAGCCAAAUGUUAAAAAUAGAAAAGCAAUUGCAUUAAUUGGAGCAUUUCUUUUCUAAGGUGCACCUCAUCUAGAGCUGAAUUAAUAUAAUGCACUCUUCUGUCACUCCUGAUAUUUCCAUGACAGCAUUUCCUUUCUCAUGCAAAUGCAUUUAUGGAUGGGAAAAUGCCAGAGAGAGUGGUGCGCUGGCAUCCUGUUUUGUCAUUUGCCUUGCAGUACUUUUCAUUCUGCUUGUCAUGAUACCUCUAUUGAGUAAACCUCUGAUGCUCAAGGUCUACUAAUAUGUUUAAAUGGUAGAUCAAUGUUGUCUCUCUCUGCACAAGAUAGUCAUAAUAAAUUAAGCCUCUUUCAGAAGGCUGGCAACUGAACUGCCCUAUAAGUUUAGCAUGUUGUGCUGGCAGAACUUUGUUGAAGAAAGGAAGAGAAGGACUAAACUAAGAAGAGGCAGAGAGCAAACCGACAAAAAAUCAGUUACAGAAAUGAAUCUUAGCAUCUCCACAAAGAGCAAAUUGUCUGCUAGAUUCCAAGAAAGCGAUACAUGCACUUGGCCUGAAGCAUCUGUAGCAAUUAACAAUAAUGAGCUUCACUUCUAAAUAAAUGAGAACAGACCUGGGGGGAGAUGCUUCUAUCUAAACAGUCUGGCAAGGGCUGUGUUCCCUAAAUAACCUUAAGUGAAGUGACAUAUUCCAAAUGAUCAGAAGCCAGUUUUUAGUGAUAUCCCCUUUGAGAAGAGGAUAAAGCCAGGAUGGAUGUACUCCUGAAUAGAACGGUGCUGUGUGUAGAUGAAUGGUCAGUAGCUGGUCACCCCUGUACAAAGCCCAGCACUUGGGAGUGUCAUCUAAGCUUCCCUGCACAGGAAAAUGAGGGGGGUGGCUAAGCAACAACCACGGAAAUAGGACUUGGCAACAGGUUAUCUUGGAGUGAGAGUAAAGUUGCUUCAGGGCCUUGCCAAACCUGUAGCCAAAACUCAGGUAAGGACUCACCACACUGAGUCUGCAAGAUGGCACCCUGGUAUGAAACAAGUCUGAUCUUCUUUAACAUAUUUAGUCACCAAUAGAGGUAUAGUCUUAUAGCAAGUGUAGAAGUGAAAAUGUUAGCAUCCUGAUACAGGAGUUCUAUAUAGGAUGGUACAACUCCAGAGAUUCUGAGUCCCUCCCUAGCUUCAAUGUACAGGUAACUCGCAGCUUUCGUGCAUUUAACUUGUGCACAUUCAGCUUUGCACGCUUUGUAGUAAUAAUUAUAAUGAUAAUAGUCCUGGAUGUAUUGUAAUUCCUUUGCCUUCACUCUAUUCAGACCCAAGAUAUUUCCCUUCUCUCCCCCACCCCAUAUCCCUAAAUUGCAGCAUGCAAAGAAAAACACACUACCUUUUUUUAACUGAAAAUGCGCUUCCUUAUGCCAGGUUGAAAAAAGCCUCACCUUCCAAAAUAUCAUAUUUCUACAUACCAGGUUGCUCAUUUCUCUCUCUGCCCCUCUUUCAAAGGAAAUUCCAAUGAGAGACAGGUGGUCCCAUGGGUGCAAGCCACCUUAGGUCUGGGCUUGACUCACUUGUGGGUCCUGAUUCAUCAGUGACUGAAAGACUAUAAACAAAACAGUGUCAGGAACUUUUUUUUUAAACGUAUUUAUAGGCUAAUGGGGAAACUUGAGAGUUUGCACUCCAAUUGUGGGACUAUGCAGCUUCUUUUAAAUAGCUAAAAUUGGUCCCUGAGAGUCCAGGUUUGCCUUCACUAGCAGUUUUUGGUCCUUUUUAAAGAAAAUUCUUCAUUUCUGGCCUGUUUUUACAUUGGCUACCAUGGCAACAGACCAUUCAGGGGGAAAGGCAUCCUUCUGUACUGAAAGAAAAAGCAAAGGAAAGUGUAGCUACUAGAGGCAUUUGCUGUGGAGGGCCAGCCCAAGCCUUUUUGCUGCCUGAGGCAAUGAUAGCACAUGCCUCAUUCCAUGUACAAACCCAACCAAAUAGGCAGCUAAAUCUUACUAGGGUGUGACAGUGCCCUCCACUGCUCUUGAGAGCAGCAGCCUAGUUUAGGAGAAGGCAAGCCAUUCUAUAUGGCACACACAGCUCUGCCCCUAUCACUUACCUCAGUAUCUGCUGCCUGAAGCAGCCGCCUUAGUCUACCUAAUGGUAGGGCCAGCCCUGUUGAUGUGGACAGGGCACCUAAAAACAAACAUACUUCAUUGUAAAGGCAAAAAAAUGACACAGCUGUCUCUUUAACCCCCACCUGGUGCUGUACAGCUUUAGAAAACAAAUGUGGGAAGUAUCCUAUGCCCCAAAAGACCCUAUUUACCAGGGAUGUGCCUGGUAAAUAUCUGGUCCUAUUUUGCAACCGUUUUGUAAGCUUCUUCAAGGAAGUCUUGUUAUGUUUAAAAUGUUGCAUUCCUAGAGGUUAUCCAGUUUAGGGUUCCUUCAAUCUCUGGGUGGCACACUAGUAAAGAAGAAACAAUAGCCAUUUCUUACCAGCUUCUCACCAGGCUAGUUUAUACACACUCUUACACACCUCUCUAUCCUUCAUCCAGUCAAACACAAAGCAUUGUCAGAGUUCAAGGACACAUUGCAGUCUGGCAAGAACACUCAAGGAGGACGAGAAGCAAUGUCAGUGCAGGGUGAAGCCUGGGGAUAGAGGUUGGGGUUGGGGUGUGGCAUUAGGAGAGUCCUAGGGCUAAACAGAGAGACCCAGAGACUUGCAUUUGGACCCAAGAUGAGGUUUCCUACCCAUGUUUAAUGUGGCAUUCACAUGAAGGACUAGUCUGGUCCUUAGUAAAGGGUAGGGGCACCUUUACUUUACUAUGCAUGUGUAUAAAUGCAUGCUAGUCCAGCACUCUGUCAUCCAGUGGCCAAUCAGAUGCUUAUGAGAAGCCCACAAGCAGGACUUGCGUGCAGCAAUGCUCUCCCUGUUUGCAAUUCUCAGAAGGUAUCCAGAGACAUACUGCCUCUGACUGUGGAGGCAGAACGUAGCCACUAAUAGCCUUAUCAUCAAUGAAUUUGUCUAAUCCUCUCUCAAAGCCUUCCAAGUCAGUGGUCAUCACUACAGAGUCACUUCUCAUACUUUCCUUUAGGUUGCAAGCCUGCAACAGGGCCCUUGGCCUUUUAAACAUUCUAUGCAGUUCCUUGUGACAUCAAGUGUUUGUGAUUUAUUUAUUUUAAACUCUAAACCAUCAUGCCCCUCAUCUGGACCGAGGAAUGCCCUAAGCACCUGUAUUUUACUAAGUUAACAUUGUAGCUCUGAUAAACCAGACAAAUCAACAGUGAUAAUGAAAACCAUUAGGGGUGAUGGCUCCGCUGAAAGGUUACAGUAUUGAAAGUGUUGCUUAAGAGCUAUCCGUGCUAAAAUAUGCCAUAUCUGGAGAUGCCCAGCAUUGAACCUGCAACCUUCCACAUGCAAGUAGAUGCACUACCACUGAGCUACAUACCUUCCCACCUUUGCCUGGAGCACCUUUACAUGCAGAGGCCCCCUUUAUAUGCAUGCAAUGUGCAGUCACCAGAGGCAGGGGGAAAUGGUGGUUAGUGAUCCCACUCUCCUAUGUGUGUUCAGUGAAUGUAUAGGAGCUGCAAAUACACCCCAUGGUGACUGAUAGUGCACCUCUGAAUGCAGAAUAGACACAUUUUUGUCUGGAUUUAUCCUGUCAUAAAUCUGGGCAAGAUCUGCAUCAGUUACCUCUGCCACUUGUGUUGCCAAAGUAACUCUGACGCUAAAAGCUUGUAUUUGUAGACCACAUGACCUGUAACCAUGGAGAUCUCAUCCCUGUGAUUCGUCACAACGUGAUUUAGCUGCUUGUUCCUUAGCAGCACCGGGGCAAAGCAGAUGGGGAAAGGAAUUAAUUAGAGAUGGGGAAUUUAUCUUUUUGCAGUGUAACUGACCAGUGGCUUAAAUUUGUCCUCCAACGAUGCUCAAAGCUACCCACAAUCCAUCAAGGUUCUAUAACAGAAACAGCAUGAGCUAGGGACUGGAGGAUACUGCUAAUAUCCAGUUGGGGUGUGUUAAACACAACAAGGGUUUGACCUAGGAAUAUGUGAAACUCCAUUUAGAAAUGUCCUCUGUGGUGCUUUACAUACAGCUGUGGGGCGUGCCAGGGGCAAGAGGCACUGGGAAAGCCACUGCAGAGGUGAGGGGCAAGGAACACUGGGAAAUUAGCAGUAUGUUUGUUUGUUUGUUUGUUUAGUGCCAUCACCACAGUACUUCAGAGCUCAAGAAAGCAGCUCCUUGCCACAAGGAGCUUACCAUCUAAAAAUUGGUAUGGGAAAAACAAUAUGAGAAAGAAGGCAGGGGAAAAUAAGGAAGCAAUAGGUAUUUGUUUCAACCUGUCUGUUGAGCAUUCAUUCUGAUUUUGUUGCAGGAAGGUUAGAUGUCAUUGCAUCAAAACGAGCAGUAUCCUACACUUUUCAAUGCAUUCUCCCAUCACUUUCCUUAUCACAAAAAGUCCCAUCAUUUGGGGAAGCAAGUUUGUUGCACAUGACCUCCCAAUCCACUAUCAUUGAGCAACCUGGAUUUGCCGUACCCAAAACAAUGCCCUCAGUUGCCCAUGCUUAGGCUUCUCGACUGGCUGGAUCACAAUAAGGCAUGAGAGAUGGGCGAUUGUGCAAAGGCUUUGUGGGUUUUGAAGAGGGAUGUGAAGGAAGGAGGCAGUUCCAAGCAUGCAAUAGCAGAGGAGUAAAAUCAGAGCCUUUUGAAGAAGUAGGAAUCCUUCACAUGGUAGAGGGUGGUGGAGCUGGAGCAGCAAAGAUCAUGAGACAGAUGCCAGAGAAGGGAGGAGAGAAUGAAGACCUCUCUUUCCCUUUCUCCAUUCCCCUGUUGCUAAUGAGAGGCCAGCAGCAAAGGUAUGUGGGUGAGAAAAGGCAGGAGAAGAAGCAGGAGGCUGGAUGCUCCCAGGGAGGACCAGAAGAGUGCUUGCUUUUUCCCCUUUUCCCUCCAGCCUUUUUUCUUGUGGGUCAUGUAGUUUAGACAGGCAGGAACUCUCUUGUUUUAACUUAUGGUAUGUAAGACUCUUUGGGAGUCUUUUUGGCUAAAAAGCAGGGUACAAAUGCAAUAAGUAAAUAAAUAGUACUGGGCUAUCUCCAACAACUGCAGAGAUAGAGCCUGAGGGAUAGGGGCUUCCCUAGUGUGAUUGUGGCAAAUAGCUCAUACUCUUUGCUGCUACACUGCCACCAGACAGGGAGUGUGGUGUAGUGGUUAGUGUCAGUCUAGGCUGGGUUCAGAUAUCCACAAAGCUUACUGGGUGACUUCGGGUUCAGUCACCCUAUCUCUGCCAAAAGUACUACAUAGGGUGAUUGCAAUGAUAAUAGUUAGCAGUGGUGGCAAUAAAAGUUAGGGAAAUUGUGGAAUAAAAAUGCAGUAAAUAGUACCCACUCUCUUAUAUCAGGUUCUGCAUUUUCUGCUCACACAGAAGCCAAAUAGCCAUUGAUUAUUAUGCAGCAGUUCAUCAGGAGUAGAAUUCCCUACAGUGCACAUUUCUUAGAUCCAGCAGAGCAAGAAAAGGAGGUCCGUAUCUCCAUGCCUGCAGAAUACAGUGGUCUCCUUAACUUAGGUGGAGAAAAUUUUAAACAGCACAGUAGAUAAUGUUGCAUUAAACGCAGGUGUCAGCGUUGAUUUUAAAAUUCAACCAGCUCUGGAGAUACAAAAGCAACCUGUAUUGCUGGAACAGGGCCUAAUGACCAGAUGUUACAUUAUAUGUGAGGCUACCAUGUUAUCCACCAGUGUGGGUGAAAUGCUUCUUUCUUCCCUUUGGUAUGCUGUGAUGCAGUAAUGAUUCAUUCGGUGUUGUGGCUGUGUUUUCUGCUACAUUUGACUAUGAGUUUCUUUCCAUAUGCCUCCGAAGAUCUAUCAAACCAUGCACAAAUGUUUGUGUUUAGUCUUUACUAAAAAGCAGCUACAGAGGGAGGGAGCUAUCUGACCAAGCGUUGGUGGAGGGCAUUGAUCCAGUUACUGUCAGUGAGCUGCAAAGCAGAAGGCAUGCAGACAUAAUAUAGGUGCCUGUAUCUUUGCCCCUUGGUGACUAAUAGCAAGACUUCCCAGGUGAGCAGUUGGAUGGGGGACCAUGGAAAAGAUUGGCAACUCUUGCCACCUCUAUAUUAUGGCCUUGAUCUAACUCAUGGUCAGAAUACAGCCUGACAAAGACCCCUAUGUAGAUCUAUUAUGAAGAAGAGGCAAGGGCCCCACAGAGAAUCCCAGUACAACUGGGACCUAGAAAGGCCCAUUAUACUCCUUAGGCAGCCCAAAAUACCUAGCAACAAUGGAAGCUGUCCUAUAUUGAGUCAGACUACUGACCCAUCUAGCUCAGUAUUGUCUACACCAGAGAUGGGGAAACUUUGGCCCUCUAGAUGAUGUUGUGUUGUUGGACUGCAACUCCCAUCGUCCUUGACCAUUAGCACGCUGCCUGGGUCUGAUGCGAGUUGGGACCUACCAACAUUUGAAGGGCCACAUGUUCCCCACCUGUGGUCUACACUCACUGGCAGUGGCAAUCAGUGAUUUCAGAUAGGUGAUGUUCCCAGCUCUACCUGCAGAUGCUGAGGAUUGAAUGCUUCCUCUGUGGAUCCACAUCCUUAGUGCAAUGGUAUUAUGGACAGAAACUUCACAAACUGCUCUUCCCUUUUCCCGCUUCCAUAUGCAGCAUAUAAACCAGCUGUAAGAAAUGCAGGUAAUUCCUCCAAUUGUAAUGUGGCACGUGAACCAGUCCUGAGAGGGUAGUACUUUGCAAACUGAGAAAUGAAACACAAGGCAAUUAAGUGUUAUUGUAUCCCACUUGAGUCAGAACUCCUUAAACAUUUAGUCGGUGCAUAUGGGGGCUGGUAAAUUGUUUCAGUUAGACACUAAUGACUUCGUGCUUUUAGAUAAAUUCCAAAUUAGCCUGAAGAUUGGAAAUGGUGGAUGGGAGUCUCAGCAGUCUUUAUUCAGCUGAGCAAUAGAGGUGGCAAAAUACACUGGGGGAAAGGGAAAGGUUGAACUGGAAGGAUUCACCAAGCUGCUUUCUGUUCUCGAGUCCAGACCAGCUUCAUUUUACUGGCACUUUCAUUGCUUAUCUCAUUGCUGAUUUGUUCCUUCUGGACCACUUAUCCCCACUUGGCCUUGAAGCUCACUGGGUGACCUCAGGCCAGUCACUGCCUCUCAGCCAAAGUGAUAUCACAGGGUUGUUGUGGGGAUUAAAUGAGGAGGGGAGAAACCAUGUUCUUGGAAGAAAAAAGUGGGAUAUAAAUGCAAUAAACAUAUAAAAUAAAUCAUUUAUACAGUUAUUUCAUAAAAUAACUGCUUGAUAUACACGGUUUGAUUGUAAAAAACAAACAAACCUCAAAAUGGUUAAAAAUAGCUAAUUAACACACCUUUUAGCAACUGGUAUUGUGUUCACAGGGUCUAAAAGCAGGAAGGGGGGCAGGCAUAUGCCUGCAACCCCCAGCCCUACACGGAUGUGCCAGGGAUUGGGGCCUUUGGCAUACAAACCAGCUUCUCUUCCACUGAGCUGUAGCCCUUAAGUAGGGUGGUCUGUUGUAAAAGAGGACAGGGUCCUUGCAAUUUUAAGUUGUGUAAAGAAAUAAUAAUAAUAAUAAUAAUAAUAAUAAUAAUAAUAAUAAUAAUAAAUAAGUUGUUACAGAAGCAAGAACAAAGAGCCUUCACAGCAGAGGAGACAGCAAUGCUUUGCACCAAAUAUUUUCAUGCCUUUUCAGUAUUUUUAUUUGGCAUAUAUGUUGCUCACAGUCAAAAGAAAAGCAGGGGGAGUCAACAUGUUGCCCUUCAAUGGCCAGGGAUGGUUAGAUUUUCUGUCCAAAAGCAGCUGGACUUCCCCUGGAGUAAAGUAACCACAAUGAACACUUGUAGAUUACACUGCUUUUUCAAAACAGAGACACAGAGAAAGAAUAGUGGACAUCUCCAAAAGUAGGUCUUUAAACUUGGCUAAUUCUCUUGCUGCUCUCUACAACAAAACUAAUUUUCUGUCUCCUAGAAAUCUGAUACAGCUCCAUCUAUGCAUACAAUUUCUUUUUUACAGUUCUCUCCUAACUCCCCCCAUCUGCAUUCAAUACACAGAGCAGCCUUGUUUUUAUAUAUUAAAAAUUGGAAUCAUAUUGUUUUCUUUCCCAGCACCUGUUGCUCAAAUUAUGGAGAAUUUGCCUAUAAGCACACCUUGAGCUUUUCCCCAGAGGGUUAAAGCUGAUACUGUGUAUGAGAGAAAAAUGCAAGGGAAGCUUAUUUCCUUCCGCUGAGCAUGAGAUAUGGGCAUGCAGCAACUACUUUAAUCACCAUUUUUUGGCUGCCAGCCCAAAACCACAUAUUUGUGAGUAGUCCAUUACUUUUCUUUUUCUUUUGGCAAAGAAAUAGAUCCAGGAAUUUGGUGAUAAGUCUCACCUAGCAGUCUAACAUGCUUGCUCAGUCAUUCAGAUCUGGAACUAUUUCCAGCUUUGGUACAGCAAACCCUUAUAGUUUGCUAAGAAAUUCUAAAUGGCUUUAUUUGCUGUCAAAAAGAUUGCAAAAUAAGUGAUUGGCAAGGAUCCCUUGCUAAAGUAUUAGUGGUCCAGUGAGGAUGUGGUGUAGCAGCUACAGUUUAGUGUGAGGAGAAGGAGUGAGACUUGAACUUGUACACUCCAUUCCUGGCGUAGCUGCAAGAAGAAAUUUUUUUACUUCCAGUUUCCAUUUACCACAUCUUACAUUAUUUGUACCCAACAAACUGUGGUUAAUCUUAACACUGGUUUGUUUGAAACAAGCAAACUUCAAACCAUGGGUUAGGAAGGUGGCUUGUUUUAGCAAUUGGGAUUCUCUUAAGGGAGGGUCCUGCUUGUGUGCGGGCUUGAAGGACCCCUCCCCCAUAACCUAAGAGCCGGGCUAUGCCCGGCUCUUUCUUCUAUUGGCCCCACAAUCGCGCCACUUCUAGGCAGCCAGUCAGGCUGCUUGGCACGAAUGUGAGGGAUAUAAAUCGGCAGUGGGACGCGUCACGCUCACUUGCUUCCCACCGCCGAAGAUCCACCUUCCCACCUUCUUCUGCAUCGGUGGCCUGGCCUUGCUUGGGACUUUGGUUGGUCACCUGUUUUGCGGCAGGGGCCUGGUAGGAAAUUUUCCACUUGGCAAAUUGGCACUGGCCAUUUGGUUUUCGCCUACCUCCCAGCAAUUGUCACAACUUUGUAAGGUUUGGCGGUUAGGCAUUGACUCUGUGGGGGAUGUGGGAGAGGAGGUGCGGCCAUCACCAGCCCCUCCGAAGUCCACUUGAGGGGCUAGGGCCAUGCCAGGACCACGGGAACAUUGGGGUGUGCUUCUGUUGAUCUACAUCGAUGUAGCUCCCUCGUUGGGUUACCCUUCUAGACUCCCUGCAAGGGGGGCAGGAAUCAGUUAUAGUUCGUCAAUGCCUAAGCCAAUACUGCUCACUUUGUGUAAUUCAAUAAAGUUGUGGCAUAAAUUUUGCCCAGCAACCUUAAACUUAAAUAUGUGUCUGUGUGAAUUAUUUUAUGGUGGUUGGGGCGGGGGCGUCCUGGGGCCCUCAAGACGCAAACCAUGUUUAAGUUUAUGAUAUUAUGUAUUGUAUAUUUUUCUGUGCUGUAAGUCGCUUGGAGACCUUCAGGUGACAAGCAACUAAUAAGUUUAAGAAAUAACUAAAAGAAAUUUAGUGAGGUACUUUUCAAAAGCUUUUUUGUUAUUCUUAAGUACACAGUACACAUGCUGCUUUUGCUUCAAGCGAGACUUGUUCUAUAUGCUUGGUAAUUCUAUCUUAAAUCUAUCUUAAAUCAUACUUUCCACCAGUUUCCCCAGAACAUACAUUAAGCUAACCAGUCUGUAAUUUCCCAGAUCCCUACUGGAUCUCUUUUUUAAAAAAUAGUUUUAUGGCCCUCAGAAAUAGUGACUUAUAUUAGGAAGGAGUUGUGUAUUUUCAUCAUAAGAUUAGCAAUUGCACAUUUGAGGAUUGCAGUCUUAAUAUUCAAUAUUCUCUUCUAACACUUGGUUGAAUGGGUUCAUUUUUAUUAUCACUAAUGUACUGCAAACCUUUCUCAUCCGAUUUUUGGUACUUCAACAUAUUCUCAUUGGGCUAAAGAUUCGAGUUCAUUUGUAUUUGCAUCAUGAAAUAUGCUUGCAUUCAAAGGUGAACUGUUUUUUGUUUGUUUGUUUGUUUGUUUGUUUGUUUAUGUGCAUCACAAAGGGGGUGUAACUUGGGCAUUUGUUACCUUCUAGGUGAAAGAAGCAAUGCAAAGAAUCCAUGACAGAGGCAACAUAGGGAAAUUAAUUUUGGAUGUGGAGAAAACACCAACUCCAUUGGUAAGUGAAAAUAAGUUUUAGGCAGUGGUGACUAAUUUCUUUUUUGGACAGAUGGUCACAUUCACUAUUGUUGAACCCUCUGGGGGGCACAUUGCAGCAGUGGGUGUUGCCCAAAAUGGGCAUGGCUCCCUAUUUGUGGAAUGCUCUCUUGACCAAUUCUGUGCCUGGUUCCAUGAGGUUUUGUUAUCUCUUAACAAUGCAUUUAGAGGGUUGGACAGCAUCCAUUUCUCCACCCAUUUCUGGGAGGGGGGUUCUUAUAAAAUAAAAAAAGUCUUUUGAAUUGUUCCAAAUGGAAGGCAAAUUAGAGCUUGCAUAAGUUUCUUUCUGGCUUUGGGGUGUAUUGGGAGAAUGGGAAGUGUUGGAUCAGUUCCUUUCCCUACACUGUUGCCCCUACAUGUCCCCUUUUCAGUUUUACUGGCAUCAGCACUCUGACAAUCAGCAGGACAAGGGCCAUAGAAGUUUCUGCUGCUACAGGGAAGUGUCAUCCAACAUCUGAUCUCCUUCUCCAAGGCCAGAAUUCUUUCUCUGCCUUUGGCAUGGAAGACCUCAUGAUCCAUAUAGCCCUGGGACAUCCUCCCAGGGAACAUAGAAUUGCAAAGUUACACUGGAUUAACAAGAAAGGAACAGUCAUUUGCAAACAGCCUUCACUUUAAUUAAUCACAUUCAUGAAAUCUACACAUUUUUACAUCAACACAGACCCCGUGAGACUACUGUGUAUAUGAAGGGCAUUUAUUAGCAAACUUUACAUGUAUUUUCCUAAGGGACUGUAUUUUACUUUUCUAAUUUCAUCAAUGCCCUGCUCAUUUUUUCUUGGUUGCUAUAUAGGACAUAUUUCAUUGUGGUCAAAGAGUGAUGGAGGAUUCUACACAUAAUUCAUUCACUGGUUCCAUUUCUUUUUAUGGCCUAAGAACUAAAUUUCUGAACAUCCAGUCUGUGCAUCUGAAAUGGAUUAAAGUGCUCUGUUUCCCUAGCACAACAAAUCUACUUGUUAAAAGCAUCCGACUUGUUGCAGUUUGGAAAGUGAUGUAGAGAAUACAUUGAAAAGCUUGCAAUGGAUGAAUGACUAACAUCCUGCAAAAUAAUAAUAAUGAAUGCUCAGUAAAGACUGGAUAUAAUUAACUCUCACAUCAGUUUUGCACCAGAAAAUCAGGAUGAAUGCUCAUUAAAAGUUGGUCAUCUGAAGUUGCCCCAAGCCAUAAUGGAAGUUAUCUCCACUCUUAGAGACAGUAUGCCAUUGAGUACCAGUUGCUGAAGGCAAAACAGCAUGGGAAGGCUGUUGCUUUCAAGCUCCACUGGUGAUUAAGUGAUAACACAUGUCCUCAAACCCUUGGUGAGUUAGCGACUUCCCCUGCAUGCAAAGUCAGGCUCUGGUGGAUUGAGCAGAUGAGAACAAUAGUGGGUCCAAUUGUCAAGAAGGCAGUUUCUGCACAUCAUUUAGCCUAAUAAAGUUAUUGACAUAAUAUGGAUUUGGAGCUGUAUUCAAAUUUUAAUUUUACUCAGAGCAAAACAAUUGAAAUUCAUGGACAUGACUAGGGAUGGGACUUGUUGCUUUUCUUAACUCAGUUUGCAUUUGCAGUUUUUAUCACAGUUGCUCAGUCCAUGAUGACACUGAUCUCCUUACUGCAGUACACUGGUACCUCGGUUUAAGAACAGCCCUAUUUAUGAACUAUUUGAUUUACAAACUCCACAAAACCGGAAGUAGUGUCCCAGUUUGUGAACUUUACCUCGGUCUAAGAAUGGAAGCCGAACGGUGGAAGAGCACCGGCGGUGGGAGACCUCAUUAGGGAAAGCACACCUUGGUUUAAGAAUGGUUUCAUUUAAAAAAGGAAUUCCGGAACGGAUUAAGUUCGUAAACCGAGGUACCACUGUAUGGGCUUGUUGUGCAGCCUUAAAUGUCAACAGUGAACUGAUGUCAAUCUUUAUCAUUCUAGCCAAAAGAAAUGUGAGCUGCAAAUGCAAAUCACCUGCCCCCAGGGCACACAAGAAUGACUUCUGUCCUUUGGGCCACCUCCCAGUGUGAUCCUUUCUUCACCUCACAGUGGGAUCGUGUAUUUGAAUACAAUACCAUUGAACUCAGUGAAACUUACUUUUGAGUAAACAUGCAUAAGAUACGCUUUUGACUCUGAUCCCUUGAGGCAAAAGCUUGGGGUAAAAGGUUCAUUCUGGAUAAUCAGUAUCACAGGACAUUUGCAAGAUCUCUGUUUGUGAACGUGCGUUCUUUUUUCUUUAAUGGCUUUGAGAUCACUUUUUGUGAACUUCACCCCUUAGGCAUAACUAACUUUGGUCCAUCAAUUUUAAUAACUCUACUGUGAGUAGAACUAACAUUGUAUGUGUGCAACCUUUAAUUUUUAAAAAAAUGUUGCCUUAUGGGCCAACUCUGCUAUCCUUGGCAUUUUUUCUUGGCGCAUUGCAUAGAAUCAUAGGAUCAUAGAGUUGGAAGGGACCAGCCCCCUGCCAAGCAGGAAUCUCAACUAAAACAUCCAUGACAGGUGGCCAUCCAACCUCUUGGUUUCCUUUGUUUUGUUCAUAGAUGGCCAAUGACAGUACAGAAACCAGUGAAGCUGGCGAAGAGGAAGAAGACCACGAGGGGGACAAUGAGAAUAAAGAACGUAUGCCAUUCAUCCAGCAAUAGCUAUGAGUGGAGGGAAUGAAAGCGGGAAGAAUUGAUAGAGCAAAAGAAGGGAAGGUGACUGGGAGGUCCAUUUUGUGCACCAGUGAACAAAUGCUCUAGUACAGUGUGUGUUGUUCUUUUUUUGUCUGCAGUCAGCUGAGCUAUAAGCUGUUGAUCAUUGAUGUUUUGAAACUCAAGUGCCAUUCCCACCCAGUCCAGUAUUAUAACAUUCCAUCACAUGCCACCCAGUUUGCCUGUUGAGUUCCUGUCUGAAGCCUUAUUAGCAUCCACAGUAAACUGAAAUGUGAACCUCUUCUCUUGUGGUUUCAAAAAGGCAAGUUUUCAAGCCAGUUUUAGAAGGGUGAUUUCUGGUUGGCUUCUUCUUAAACCUCACCUAUUCCAUUAGCCAGUGAAAUGAUUAUAAAAACAUUUAUAAUCAUUUAUUUCAGUGGGUGAGCUCACCCACCCACCUGCCUAAGGAUAAUUCUGUGGUGGACAAAACGGGUAUGUGUACUCCUUUCAGCACUGCAUAUUAGGCAUUAUGAGAGAAGGCUGAGUAGGCUUGAUUCCUGUCAUUCUUUUUUAAAAAGAGAGAGAGCGCUUUGUGAAUUGGGCCUCCAUGCAAAUAGGCCCACAUAUUAGACUCGUACAACAGCUUAUAUUGUUCAAGGUGGGAGAAAGCACCCACAUUCUGCGCUCCAAAUUUCAACCUUUAACCAAAUGAUGGAGAUCCUGAGCAUCUAUACAAAGAGGCAAGACUGCCUUCAACACAUAUGUCAAUUAGAAUUUUCACCAAGGAUUUGUUGAUGCCCCCAGCUGUGCAAGGAGCUUUUAGAGGAGAGUGAGAACUUUUCUUUUGAAGCACAAAUGCAGGCUGCUGACAGGACAGUUCACUAUCCAUUCCAUCCCCUGACGAUACUUCUGAACCAACAAGUCCUUCUUAAACUCUUAAGACAAUAAAAUACCUCAUUUGUUCUUUAUUGUUUGGUGGAUAGAGAAAUAGACUAGGUGACAGCAACAGCACUGAUUGGUAUAACUACAUGUACAUUAGUGGACAGAACCCAUUAAUUAAUUAGAAAAAAAGUAUUCAGUCCUGGUGCCAACAAAUAUGUUUACUGUUGGCCCAUCUAAGUUUAUUGCCUUAUAAAGAAAAACAUACAUGACAGUCCCCCCCCCCCCAAGUUCUAAAAAGUUCCUUUGCCACAAAGAACUACAGAAUUCCCUGAUCAUUCAAAAGUGCACUCUUAAUAUUUUUAAAGGUUGGUCAAUGAUAGCUAUCUCUGUACAUCACAUUGGGAUAAAGGUUUAUUAAUCCUUCAUGCAAGCACCAAAACAGAGCUGACCUAAUUUGAGUAAUUCUUCUCUCAGUUUGAAGCACUUCACCACACACUGAUCUAACUGAGAACCAUGUCAGGCCCCAGGAGAGAGGUCUCUUAGACCCUAGUGCCUGUCCUUCCACACUGACACAGCUCACUCACACCCAUGUAAUUCUAGUAUUGUACAUCACACUAAUUAAAGAAAACAUCUCACCUAAAUGUGUAGCCGAACUGUUAAACUUAACAUCAUUUUUCCAAGACAGCAAAGAAAAAUCAGUUGCUAACCUUUUUCCUCACAGUGACAAGGAUGGAUUUGGAUUAACACAGUAUGUCAUUUUAAUGAUUCUCAUUCUGGUAUUUUUCUAAUUUUCUCGCAUUGCGUUCUGUGUAUAAUUGUCUCCUUCGUUCACAUGAAAAUUGGAUUUGGGUGGUAAAUCAUUAUAUAUUGAGCCUACUAGCAUUUAGCCUGACUCUAAAUCAACAAAGCUACAGAUAUGAACAAAAUUGUAUAAGGAUGAGAAAUGCUUAAAAAGGGCCUGGCGGGGGGUGGGGGGGAGGGAGGUUGGAAGUAUAAUUGUCUAAGUGUUAGAAGAAAUAAUCAGAUUUGUAUGAGCAAUUUAGCAUAAUUCCAGCAUAUCUCUUUAUCCUAUUCCUCAUAUAAAAUAAAAGUGCCAUAUUGGGCUGCACUUUGCAGUUUGUGUGCAAGCAAAAUGAAGCCAUUUGGAAUGUCAUAGCCACUGGGACUGCAGCUGAGGUAUUUAAAAGAAGCAGCCAUUCAUUUUUAAUUAAAAAGUAAGGUAGAGCUAGAAUGGGCGGGUGUGAGAUAGAACAACAUUUAACUUACAGAGCAAUCCUAUGCACAUUUACUCAGAUGUAGGUCCCACUGUAUUCCAUGGAGCAGUAUUUCAAUCAAAUAAUUCCUCAUACGUGACAAUUCACACAAUAAACCAUAGUUAUGAAUGACCAGGUGUUUCAUAUACAUUUGGGUCAUUCUUUGGGUUAGCCAGGAAAACGAAAAGAGUGGGCAGAUACAUCUCUCUAAAUACUUUAUUUGGGAGAGGGCAGGCCUGCUUAAGGCUUAAGGGUACUUGUCUCUGUUGAAAUGAGCUGAGCCAGGAUGUGGUUCAUUUCUUUUACAGAUGAACCAAAGAGAAAACAACAAAAGCCAGGAGCAUGAAAAAAAAUCAUUUUUUUUAAAAAAAAUACCGAAGUAAAUGCAAGUUGACAUUUAAAGUUGAUUUCCCAUGGCGAACUGAUCUUCUCAACACUGCAAAACGGGUCUAGGUUAUGGCUCGACCCAUCCUGACACAAUCACCAUCUGAAACGAUUUUUCAGCAGGCAGAGUUAUAAUGUAUACCAGCAUUGGAGCAUUCACAAGAUGAGCUCCAGUAUUCACUCCAGUACAGUCGUACCUUGGUUUUCGAACAGCUUAGUUCCCAAAUGUUUUGGCUCACAAACGAUGCAAACCCGGAAGUGACUGUUCUGGUUUCUGAACUAUUUUUGGAAGCCAAAUGUCCGAUGGGGCUUCUGCAGCUUCCGAUUGGCCGCAGGAGCUUUGGUUUUUGAAUGUUUUUGAAGUCAAACGGACUUCCGGAGCAGAUUCUGUUCAACUUCCAAGGUACAAUUGUAUUGUUGAUUUAAUCAGAAUUGACUGUGUUACUCAACCCAUGCAUGUUUUCUCACAAGACAGUCCCAUGUCCAGUGGGAUUACUCCCAGAUAGGUUUGCAUAGCAUAGUAACUUUAACACUGCAGAUGCAAAUCUAAGAAGACUUACUGCCGCCUACUUUUUGCUGCACAAAUUUUCUCUUCAUUUUGAACUAGGUGUGGCAAAUAUAACUCACAAGAACUCACACCUAAGUUAUAAUCAAGCAUUUAUCCUGAGCAUGCACAAAGUAUAAAGGGGGCUGCUCACUGGUCCUACUCUGUCUACUCCUGACCUUUAUGUGUUUAACAUAAAGGUCUAAGGUGUGUUGUUUUUUAAAGUGCAUUUAGAAACCCUGAGCCUGUGUAGUACAGUAUUCCUAAGUAUCUACUUUUGUUGAUGAGGGUUGUGGAUUCAUGCCAAAUUCAAAAUGGACCAAUUGCAUCAUAGGCAUUUACAAAUGCUGGCUGCUUCCAGGAGCAAAUUGUGCAGCAAGAUACAUAUACACAUGUGCAAUGUGUUCCAUUAAUGAGUCACACAUAUAGUUCAAUCUCAUUCUCAGUUCUGUAGUGUUAUGCCUUUUUGUAUCAUCAGGAAGCAAGAUGUGGGUGGAACUCUUUUGUUUGCUUUGAGAUCUGAUUGUGGGAAUCACUCCAGGAAGCCUUCCAUCCCUGGGAAAUAUUAUUUUGGAACAUUGCACUGAAAGAACAUUUUGCUGUCAAGUUUAAUCAGAGCUGUCCAGUUCAUGCAAAUUUACUAUAACUAGGUUGAAACUGAAAUCCCACCUUUAUUGACCUCCACUUAAUUUGCACCAUUUUCACUAGAGUCAGGAUUUGAUCCUGAUACUUAAGAUUUAAGUACACUAACAGGUGCAAACCACAUGAGACAUUCAUUCAUGUUCUCUCUCUCUCUCUCUCUCUCUCUCUCUCUCUCUCUCAUUCCUGGCUUGAAAUUCUCAGAAAACUGCAUUCUCCUACCAUGCCAACAUUGCAUUGUUGCUCACUUGGAAAAUGAGCCCCAUACACACUCCCAUCUGUUAGAGAGAUGACUGGGAGCACAAGGCCAUUUCAAACUGUAUGUUCCUUGUCUGGAUAUGAUGGCACUACAAGAGUGCACAUAAUCACCCAAUGCCCAAUCUCAAUUGUCCAAUCAAACGCUUAGAAAGAGAUUUAGAGAGAUGGCCCAUUUCAAAUACAUUGGGGGAACAUGUAGCUGUGUGUUUGCUCCUCACAGAUUUUUUUUUUAAAAAAACCCAUUGUAUUUUGAAAGUAAGGUAGAGUCUAGCCUUCAAAUGAUAUGCUAGUGUUCCUUGCAAGAGAUUAUCCACAUAUGUAACUACUCCACAUGCAUUUUGAAGUGACACAAGCCUGCAAAGACUAUGUCACCUUUUGUUCUUCACAUCUAAUCACAAAUUUAGCGCUGGCUUUCAUGGGAUUACUCUGAGGGACAUGGCCCUAUUUCUUUAAGUACAAAUAGUUGAAUCACCUCUCUUCCGGGUAGUAGAAGAGACUGCAGAAAGGGAGUUAGCAUUUCCUCAGUGUUUUACUGGUACAGGGGAAACGGAAUCAUUACUGAACUCCAAACUGUAACACUGUCAGCGGGGCGCUUUCAAUUUCUCUCUAAUUAAUUGGUUAUUUUCUCCCAGUGAAAGCAAAUUAUUUCUCAAUUUCGAUAAUGGAACUGUGAAGGCCUCUCUUUACCAUCAGCCUGAAGGAAGAGAACCGGAACACUUGUUUUAAUUGUUAUUUGUUGCUUUAGAGCUUUUGUUAUAUUGUGCCUACCAAGCAAAUGAUGUUUACAUGAAAAUAUGAAUAAAAUAUUAAGCAUAGC